Messenger RNA from Podarcis lilfordi (Lilford's wall lizard), 86789 nucleotides. Lineage: Eukaryota; Metazoa; Chordata; Lepidosauria; Squamata; Lacertidae. The record is from the annotation of a GenBank genome assembly.
UUCACACACUCGCUCAUCCCAAAGCACCGACUUCCGGUCUUGUGCGGCUGGGUGGUGGGGGGCGAGGAGGCGCGCACGCUCCCCCCUCCCUACCCCCCACCGGAGCAGAGACUCCCCCCCCCACCCCUAUCUCUAUAUAUAUCCCCCCCUCACCUUUUUAUUUUUUAAAAUUUGUCCCUGAAAGAGAGACACGCCUAUAAAAAGAGUGUCACCCCUCGCCUCCACCCUUAGCUGCCCCAAGCCCCGCCCCUGGGACUCAAGCCCCGCCCCCAGAAGACCCCCUCCCACUCCUUAUGCCCCGCCCCUCAGAGCUAGGAGAGGGCCCCCCCCAACUCACCUCCCCACUUAACCCCCACUCAAGUCUGACCACUUUUUCCCCUUUAGAGUUUCAUUGGUCAAGCAAAAGUAUCCCCUCCAAAUUUGGAGCUGCAGGGAUCCCCCACUCCCCACAAUAGGUUUUUUUGGGGGGGGGAGACUUAAAGGUCCCCCCCACUCCUCACCCCCCACAAAGUGCUCCCCUUAAAUAGUGGGGCACCUAUCACAGGUUGUGUGUUGUGGUGGUGACUUUAAAUAGAGAGUCAGUUCCACCUGCCCCAUAGCUAAUCCCCCUGCCCCUUAGCCCCCCUCCCCACAUCUGUUUCUCUCCCCCUGCCUCCAAAUAGGGCACUGAGGAAAGUCCAGGGGGGGUGAGUGUGGGGCUUCCCCAUUGAUCUCACCCCCCGCCCCACUUUGGUAAGGGAGAGAGAGAGAGAGGGAGCAAGGGGGUGUCUUCCCCACCCCACCCCCACCUGCUAUGGAGAAGGGGAAAGGGGGUGCAGCAACCACAGGAGGAGGAGGUGGAGGGAAAUUGCUGAUCUACACCAGCUUGGAUGCCAAGGAUGAGUUAGAGGAGGUAGGUGCCCGGGGGGUGAAGGUGAAGGGAGGGUGUGGGUGACUGUGUGGGACAGUGCUUCUCCUUAGAAGGCAUACAAAUAAUAAUUUUUAAAAUAAAAAGUGGGCCUGCUAUGCCUCUGGAGCAACAAGAGGUGUUUGUCUUCCUAGGCCCAGCACCAGGCAAGUGACAUAGAAAGUUGCAUUUGUCUUCCUAAUUGUGCUUUUUUUAAGCCUCGACCAGUUCAUGACUACUAGCCACCAUGGCUAUGCAACAGUCUCCAUAGUCGGAGGCAGUUUCGUUUCUGAAUAUCCCAUGCUGGACAUCAUGGCAGGUGUGAGCACUCUUGUAUUUGUGUCCCUAUCGUGGGUUUCCCAGCAGCGCCUGGGUGGCCGCUCUGAUAACAGGAUGCUGUAUCUAUAAGAAGAGGCUCCCGGGUCAGGCCAGUGACCCACCUAGUCCAGUAUGGGCCAUUGGCCUGACCCAGCAAGCUCUUCCCAUGUGGCCUGACGGCAUCUGGCUGGCGGAAUGCAGAAUGUGCUCUUCGGUAACCAUAAGUUAUGGAGCUCUUGUGGGUUAUUUCCUGGGUUUGGGGACUGUGGCUAUAAUUAACAUUGACAAAGUGCUGAGAGGUCUGCAGGCUGCUUUCUGAGUCUGCCGGUUCCUCAGUGCAAUAGGGGGAAUAUAGUUCCCAUUUCAGAGUUGGGAAGAGUGAGGCUGCAGCAGCUUCUCUGAGGGCUGCCUAGCAGCGGUGGCAGAUUUCCUAUGGGACUGGUGGGGCAGAAGUGAGAGAGACCAGGAGUCGAGACAAUGAUGGCCAGAGCUGCCCCCUUACUGGUGAUAUAUGUCAGACCACAGGCAGGUGGGGAAUGACUGCGGUCAGUGCCCCAUUUGCCCUGAUAGGCCAGCUUCCACUCUUAGCUGGUGAGCUGAGGUUGCUGUGCCCAGAGUGGCUUACAAAAAUGGCCUGGUGGCUUUUUUUCUGGCUUGGUAACUUGCAGGGACUUGUUUGGAAAGUUGAUGUGGCCCGCGCCUUUGCGUGGCUGCAAUACUUUUUCCACUGGGCUUCGUAGCCUCUGCACUGCCUGAGGAUUGCUCCCGGUGCCAGGAAUGGGUCAUAGAAUUGAAGAAUCGCAGAGCUGGGUCCUUGACGGUAGCUCAGUGGAGAUGUUGACCCAGUGUGCGUCAGCUGUAGGAAAGGCAAAUUCCAUGUUAGGGAUUGUUAGGAAAGAGGUUGAGAAGAAAGUUGCCGCUACACAGAUGCCGUCGUUCCAAGUCUAUGGUGUGACUGCUCUUGGAAUAUUGUGUGCAGUUUGGGACAAGUCAGAAAGGAUAUUAUGGAGUUGCAAAGGGUUCAGAGAAGUGCGGCCAAAAUGAUCAAUGUUGCGGUGUUUGGGGCUUUUUUUAGUUUAGACAAAAGGUGAGUAAGAGGUGCUAGAAGUUUAUAACAGUUUGCAUGGUUUGGAGAAAAUGCAUAGAGAAAAAGUUCUGGCCUUCUCCCAUAACAACUCUAGAACUUGUGAACACUCAGUGGAGCUGAAUGUGGGAAGAUUGAGGACAGAUGAAAGGAAGGACAUCUUCACACAGUGCCAUAGUUCAGCUAUGGAACUCACUCACACAAGAGGUAGUCAUGGCCACCAGCUUGGAUGGUUUUAAGACAGGAUUGGACAAAUUAAUGGAGGCUAAGGCUGCCUGUAUGGGACGCAGGUGGCGCUGUGGGUUAAACCACAGAGCCUAGGGCUUGCCGAUCAGAAGGUCAGCGGUUCGAAUCCCAGCAAUGGGGUGAGCUCCCAUUGCUCAGUCCCUGCUCCUGCCAACCUAGCAGUUCAAAAGCACGAAGUGCAAGUAGAUAAAUAGGUACCGUUCUGGUGGGAAGGUAAACAGCGUUUCUGUGCACUGCCUUGGUUCGCCAGAAGCGGCUUAGUCAUGCUGGCCACAUGACCCGGAAGCUGUACGCCGGCUCCCUUGGCUUAUAAAGCGAGAUGAGCACCGCAACCCCAGAGUCGGUCACGACUGGACCUAAUAGUCAGGGGUCCCUUUACCUUUAAGGCUGCCUGUGGUUACUAGCCACGAUGGCUAUUUUCUGUGUUCAGAAUGAUCCAGUGGUUGCAGGAACUCCUCUACAAAAGAUUAAAUCUUGUUUCUUAUGUUUAGGGGAGCAGGGAAAGGCAAGUAGCAGAGGCCUUGAUAGAGGUGUAUAAGAUUCUGCUUCAUGUGGAGGGAGAUUCUUCCUCAUAACAGUAGCACCCAGGGUCAUCCGAUGAAACUGAGUGCUAGAAGAUUCAGAACCGACAGAAUAAAUUACAACUAUACACAAUGCAUGUUCAGACUGUGGAAUUUCCUCCCAAAAGAUGUAGCGAUGGCCAUCAAUUUGGAUGGCUUUAGAAGGGCGUUAAACAAAUGCAUUGAGGAUAAGGCUUUCUGUGGCUUCUGGCCACGGUGACUCUGUUCUCCCUCCACUAUCAGAGACAAUGUGCCGGUGUUGCUUGCAGGUCCUGUUUUCGGGUCCUGUUUUCAGGCUUCCCACAGACAUCUGGUUGGCCACUGUAAGAACAGGAUGCCGACCUCACUGGGCCUUUGGUCUGAUCCAGCUGGGUUCUUCUCCUGUUCAUCCCUGCCCUCACCAAUGUCAGGGAUAGUGGCCUGGUUUGCUCAUAACAUUUAACCAUGGUUUCAGUGAACCUUAGUUAAUGAAUCUUGGUUUUGCAUAAUUUGCUAGCCCAGCACUUUAGCCAUGGUUUGUUUAUAGGCCUAGAAUUGUAGAGUUGGGACCCCUAGGGUCAUCUAGUCCAACCCUCUGUAAUGCAGGACAGCUAAAGCAUCCAUGACACAUGGCCACCCACCCUCUGCUUAAAAACCUCCAAGGAAGGAGAGUCCCUCACCUUCUAAUGUGUCCGUUCCACUUUCGAACAGCUCUUACCAUCAGAAAGUGCUUCCUGAUGUACAGCUGGAAUCUCCUUUCUCGUAACUUAAAUCCAUUGGUUCUGAUCCUACCCUCUGGAGCAGGAGAAAACAUGUUUGCCCCAUCUCCCUGUGGCAGCCCUUUAGAGAUCUGAAGAUGGCUAUCAAAGCUCUUCUCAGUCUCUUCCAGGCUAAGCAUACCCAACUCCCUGUUUCUAAUAAGGCUUAAUUUCCACACCCUUGACCAUCUUAGUUGCCCUCCUUGGUCCACACACAUUCCAGCUUGUCAAUAUCCUUCUUAAAUUGUGGUGCUCAGAACUGGGCGCAGGGCUUCAGCUGUGGCCUGACCAAGGCAGAACAGAGCAGUAAUAUGACUACCUUUGAUUGGGAUGCUAUACUUCUGUUGGUGUAGCCUAGAAUAGCAUUAGCCUUUUUUUUGCUGCUGCAUCACACUGUUGACUCAUGUCCGGCUUGUGGGCUACUAAAACCCCUGGAUCCUUUUCACGUGUGCUACUGGCAAGCCAGGUGUCCGCCAUCUUAGAUUUGUCCAGCUGGUUCUUCCUGCCUAAGUGCAGAACCUGACAUUUGUCCCUCUUGAAAUUCAUUGUGUUAGUUUUGGCCCAGUUCUGCAAGGUCGUAUUGAAUCCUAAAGGUAUACGUGUAUGUACGUGUGUAUGCACAUGUACACAUGCACACACACACAAAUGCACACAUUUCAUCCAAGUCAUUUAUAAAACCGUCAAACAACAACGAGCCCAGAACACAACCCUGUGGCACCCAGGGUUCUGUUUGGGUUCUGUCAGUCAACCAGCUACAAAUCCAUCUUGCCCAGUCCACAUUUUACCAGCUUUUCCACAAGAAUAUCAUGGGGAGUUUACUGCCUUUAACUAUGGUUUAGCCCCGUGUGUGAUCAUAGGCAGUGCAUGACUUCUAUGCAACUAGUCUGUGCAUCUGUCAAGUGUACAGAAUUAGUGCCCCUGAGACCAAUUCAGCCACCUGCACAUGCUCAGAAUCCUUUCCGCGUUGCCAUGUUUCCUGGGCCCAGAUCCAGCGUUGGGCCACCUUACCCCCCUCCCCCAGGUGCAGUGUCCAUAAGGGGUGCAGCAUGUGUCUCGGUUAACAAUUUACCUCCUUGGGAACAUUUCCUGGUAAAGCAUUUCUCAGACUUCCUUCCCAGUAAAGGCAUCUCUGCUAGGAAAUGCAAUCAGAGGUGUCUUGGCCGCUGUUGGACACCCUCAGCACCUCUUAUGUACGAAUCAAUUAUCACCUGAAAGUUCAGCGGUGAGGAAAAGCAUGCAAAAAGUCACAGGGCGGCAGAGUCUUGGAUUUGUGCUGUCUUUGGUAGCGGUACUUGUGUGGCCAGUUUUAUUCUUCCUGACAACGCCGUCACGAGCCAGAUCUGUUAUGCUUCUCUAGUGUGCAGGGGCCCUCCUCUCAAUGUGCCAUUGAAUAUUCCUCGCUGAGCCAGGCAGCAGGAGUGCAGAGAGGGAGAGGCAGGCCCAGAGACCCCCGUGCUAGGCCAGCAGUGAUGUGACCUGCCAAGCCAAAGGCAGAACAGCAGCCAUUGGCUGUGUUCCGUUUUGCCGGGUGAUGGACAGCCCCCCUUUUGCACCGGCAGGCAGGAAAACCAGGAGGUGCCUUGAGCCCCCGGUAGACUGCAGUUGAUCUUGGCGGUGUCGCAAGAAAUUUAAGAAAUCAGCCAGGUGCGAUUUGCGACAGGCGCAGGUCCAAUUGCAACCACAUGGAGAUCUUUGGGUGACUGACAUCUCCAUCUGGCUGGCCCCUCCAGCUUUCUUAAGCUGGUGAGGAGAAGAGCUUGUCUGUUGCAUUGAUCUCCCACCCAUGGUUCACCCCCCGCCUCAGUUAAUCCCUACAACAACCCUGUGAGGUAGGUAAAAAGGAGGCUGGGACUGACUUCAAGGUCACCCAGUGAGCUUCAUGGCUGAUCGGGGAUUUGAACCCUGGCCUCCCAGGUCCUAGUCCGGCACUCUAACCAUUACACCACACACCUAGAGUCCUUAUGCUAUGGGGCAGCUGUAUAAAUGAAGUACCGUAUUUUUCCGUGUAUAAGACGCCCCCAUGUAUAAGACGUCCCCUAUUUAGGGGGACACCAAAUUAAGAAAACACCUCUCAGCGCUACCCAAGUAUAAGACCAAUUUUAUACCUAAUUUUUUUUGGAGGAAAUCUAGUCUUAUACACAGAAAAAUACGGUAGGUAAAUAAAUAUGGGGAAAGCAAUAUGCCACAUAGGGAAGGAUCUGAAAUACUUUCCUUGAAGCUUGAAUUUGUUUUAUUUGGUGUUUCAAUGUGUUGUGAAACCGCUAUGAGAUUUCCCCCCCUCCCUUUAAAAUAGAAAGCGCUACAGUGGUACCUCAGGUUAAGUACUUAAUUCAUUCCGGAGGUCUGUACUUAACCUGAAACUGUUCUUAACCUGAAGCACCACUUUAGCUAAUGGGGCCUCCAGUUGCCACCGCACUGCCGGAACACAAUUUCUGUUCUCAUCCUGAAGCAAAGUUCUUAACCUGAGGUAAUAUUUCUGGGUUAGCGGAGUCUGUAACCUGAAGUGUAUGUAACCUGAAGCGUAUGUAACCCAAGGUACCACUGUAUAUAAAUGAAGUUAAUAAUAAGAAUUAGAAUAAACUCCUCUGGAAGAAAAAUGGUGCCUAGGCAUUCCUAGGUUGAAGGUGCCAUUCGGUACUUAGCUGAUAUAUCUGAGUUUCUAACACUGGGCACAAGUUAUUGGAGGAGGAACGUGGGAAGCUGCCUUAUUACAGAGUCAGACCACCGGUCCAUUUAGCUCAGAACGGCCUAUGCGGACUGGCAGCUGCUCUCCAGGGGUUUUAUAACAGGGUCUGUCUGUCGGGCCUCCUGGAAGAUGCUGGGGAUUGAAGCUGGAACCUUCUGCAUUCAAAGCAGAUGUUCUGACGCUGAGCUGCGGCCCUUCCCUACAAAAUAUUUAGGGAAAUAGGAAACAUGAUAAUAAUAAUAAUAAUAAUAAUAAUAAUAAUAAUAAUAAUAAUAAUAAUUAUUUAUUUAUACCCUGCCCAUCUGGCUGGGUUUCCCCAGCCACUUUAAAAGCGGAUUAGAUAAAUUCGUGGGGGAUAAGACUGUCAGUGGCUACUAGCCAGGAUUGCUAUGCUUUGCCUCCACAGCUAGAGGCUUGUGCUUAGGUCUCUCUGCUUAGCCACUGUCAGAACAGGAUGCUGGACUAGAUGGGCCUUUGGCCUGAUCCUGCAGGGCUCUCACUGCAGUAUUGCUGUAUAAGAAAGGGUUUUUUUAAAAAAAGUAUUGUACAACCUUUUGGAGAGGGAGGAUUGUUUGUCUCAUGGUCCUGAAUUAUUUUUUGUUAAUUUUUAAAAAAACAAAAACAAACCCAGGGUACAGUACAACACAUUUCGUUCCUAAAAUAGUAACAAGAUUGACAAACAUGGAAAAUGAUGCAAUUCAAGCCACUUAAUUUGCCAGAACCUCUGCUGUUGCUUUUCCGCGAGGGCUAGGGGUCCGUUUGCUCAUAAAUGUCCCGGACUUAACUGCAAGGCUGGCUUGUGUGUACAGCGACCUUGCGAAGUAGGUUAGGCCAGAAAGGGCCAUGUCACCACCGUGACUUUCUUCCAUGUAGAAUACCAGGCCUCAGGAGUGAUUGGUUGUACCUGUGAUAUCUUGAUUUGGGGGGUGGGAAUAUGGUUUAGGGUGGGUGGGCUCAGGCUGGUGGUGUCGCCAAGUAAGGGCGUGUGUGUUACUAACCACUGUGCCAACUGAAUGUCACAAGCGGUGACGUUAAGUGGAGGCCAGCUUGCCAGAACAAAUGUUUUGAGUCUGGGACUCGGAGAUUAGCUCAGGGGAGGCCUGAGUGUAGUGGUUCUGUAUUCCCACCCACUUCUGUGUCUGACUUCAGUGUGCUGAAUCGAACGGCCUUGGACAUCUGCCCUGUCCAGCCCACAGCAUAUUGGGGCACUGUUAUACGGUGGUUCUGCUCCUUCCUCCUGGGCUGUGUCCAAGAAGUGGUGUCGGGGAUGAGUAUUCAGACCCCUUGUGGGUUGCCUCAGGGCUCCGUCCUCUCCCCCAUGCAUUUAAACAUCUAUAUCGGGUUUCCUCAACCUCGGCCCUCCAGAUGUUUUUGGCCUACAACUCCCAUGAUCCCUAGCUAGCAGGACCAGUGGUCAGGGAUGAUGGGAAUUGUAGUCUCAAAACAUCUGGAGGGCUGAGGUUGAGGAAGCCUGAUCUAUAUGAAACCACUGGGAGCAAUCACCAGGGGGUUUGGACUGGGUAUCCAUCAAGAUUUGGAUGGUACCCAGCUUUGUUUCUCAUAUAAAUCAGAACCAGUGAAAGCGGUGAAGGUCCUGUGUGAGUGCCUGGAGGUGGUUGGAGGAUGGAUGGCAGCUAACAGAUUGAGAUUGAAUCCUGACAAGACAGAAGUACUUUUUGGGGGGAACAGGGGGCGGGGCGGGUGGGGGGGACUCCCUGGUCCUGAAUGGGGUAACUGUGCCCCUGAAGGACCAGGUGCGCAGCCUGGGAGUCAUUUUAGACUUACAGCUGUCCAUGGAGGUGCAGGUCAAUUCUGUGUCCAGGGCACCUGUCUACCUGCUCCAUCUGGUACGCAGGUUGAGACCCCACCUGCCUGUGGACUGGCUUGCCAGAGUGGUGCAUGCUCUCGUUAUCUCCCGCUUGGACUACUGCAAUGCGCUCUACGUGGGGCUACCUUUGAAGGUGACUGGGAAACUACAACUAAUCCAGGAUGCAAAAUUCAAAGUGUUGGUGCUCCCCUUUAAAGCCCCAAGAGGCCCUGUAUACCUGAAGGAGCGUCUCCACCCCCAUUGUUCAGCCCGGACACUGAGGUCCAGCUCCGAGGGCCUUCUGGCGGUUCCCUCACUGCGAGAAGCAAAGUUACAGGGAACGAGGCAGAGGGCCUUCUCGGUAGUCACACCCGCCCUGUGGAAUGUCCUCCCAGCAGAUGUCAAAGAGUUAUAUAAUUUUUUCUACAUAAUCUGAAGGCAGCCCUGUUUUGGGAAGCUUUCAAUGUUUGAUGUUGUUGUUGUUACUUUCCCCUUUUCCCCGCACGUAUUUUUGUUGGAAGCCAUCCAGAGUGGCUGGGGCGACCCAGUCAGAUGUGAGGGGUAUAAGAAAUUUGAUGAUGAUUAUGAUGUCCUUCUGGUGGGCUUCCCAGAGACGUAUGGUUGGUGGAAACUGAAUGCUGGACUAGAUGGGCCUCUGGUCAGAUCCAGGAAGGUGGUUCUUGUGUGCAGAAUCCAGCUGUCCUGGCUGCCACCCCAGGCUAGAGACCUGUGAUAAUGGAAUGGGUUGGAGGAGGAGGCCCAGAGGCUUAUCUUUCCACAUCAGCUCACAUUCUCUCACCCUCAAACUAUGGCCAGGUCUAGCACAUGGAAAGCUGCCUUAUGUUGAAUCAGACUGUUGGUCCAUCUAGCUCAGUACUUCCUGCAGUGGCUGGCAGUGGCUCUCCAGUUUUUCUCCCAGCUGGGUUUGGAACUGCUGUUGGCUGGUCCUGGGAGGCUCUGCGUGCAAACCAUUUGCUCUACCCACCCAGCUGCAGCUUUUCCCCAGUUAUCCACUCCUGUCUAUCGCUUCCUUUGGGUGACAAGACUCAAGGAAGCUCUGGUCUCUUCUUGACCUUCCUGGACCCGGUGCGUUAAUAACUUGGCGCGAAUGAAAAACAGAUGCCUCUGAAACAGCCGUGGCCCAAAGGCUCCUUGAAAAUCUGCCGUGUGGUGUGGAGUGAUCAAAACGUGGUCUUCAAAGGGAGGUGGGGUAUUUUAUCUCUCUCGCUCUCUUUCUCUCCCCCUGGAAUUCUCCUGGCCCUGACUCAAGGGGCAUAAAUGCCACCUCCAGAAUCUCAGCGCAGCUUUCCUAAAAGGAUGUCAGCUUGGCCUUGGGCUGGCUUGUGGAGAUAGACGGAAACGUCAAGGCUCUUGGAACUUCAGAGGGAUGGAACCUUGAAACGUCACCAAGGAAGCAUUCCCCUUUGCACAGCUUGGGGAUGGAGGCAUGGAGACCACCAAAGGCUUGCCAUGAGUGUGUGCUGACUGGAGAAAGCGUAAGGAUCAGGGAAGCUCCAGCCCUCCAGGAGCUGUGGGACUGCAGCCCCCAGUGGCCAGCAUCAGGGGGAGUCAUAGGCCACAUUCACCCCAUGCAGAUAGGUAAAGGUAAAGGGACCCCUGACCAUUAGGUCCAGUUGUGGCUGACUCUGGGGUUGCGGCGCUCAUCUUGCUUUAUUGGCCGAGGGAGCCGGCGUACAGCUUCCGGGUCAUGUGGCCAGCAUGACUAAGCCACUUCUGGCAAACCUUCCUGCUGGAGUGGUACCUAUUUAUCUACUUGUAGUUUGUGCUUUCGAACUGCUAGGUUGGCAGGAGCAGGGACCGAGCAAUGGGAGCUCACCUCGUCUCGGGGAUUCAAACCGCCGACCUUCUGAUCGGCAAGUCCUAGGCUCUGUAGUUUAACCCACAGCACCACCCGCGUCCCUCCAUGCAGAUAAAGCACCACUUUAUAAACCGUCACAGGUUCCCCCAAGGAAUUCUGGGAGCUGUAGUUUGUCAAGGCCGCCAAGAGUUGUUACGAGACCCUUAUUCCCCCUCCAGAACUACAGUUCUCAGAGUGGUUUAACAGUCAAUCCCUCUUCACGGGGAACUAUGGGAACUGUAGCUCUGGGAGAGGAACAGGGGUCUCCUUUCAGCACCCUUAACAAACCGCACCUUCCAUAAUUCUUUGGGCGAAACCAUGGCUGUUUAAAAUGGUAUCAUGGCGCUUAAAAUGUGACCAUUGUUCUGCUCAGUGUGGAUAGGUUCAUUGAAAUGAAUGGACAUGACUUCAUUGAAAUUAAUAGACCUAAGUUAGUCAUGUCCAUUCAUUUCAAUGGGUCGACUGAGCGGAACCUAGGCUGCAUUCAGACCAUCCAUUUAAAGUGCUGGGAUGAUACCACUUUCAACAGUUGUGCCUUCCCUUAAGGACUUCUGGGAGUUGUAGUUAAGUGCGCUGAGAGUUGUUACAAGACCCUUAUCCCCCCCCCCCCGACCUACAAUUCACAAUGGCUUAAAAAUCAAUCCCCCUUCCCAGGGAACUCUCUGCAGAAGUGUCCGGCUUGACACUGUGGGAACAGGAUGCCAGACUAGAUCAGAGUUUUCUGCCACAGUGGCUGUGCUUUUCCUCCCCUGUCAGAGGCAGUAUACCUUUCAGUACCAAUCACAGGUGAGGAUAACUUCGGUAUUGCUUUCCAUCACAGCACCUGGUUGGCCACUGUGAUAACAGGAUGCUGGACUAGAUGGGCCUUUGGCUGACUCCCAGCUGCAGGGUUCUCCUUGCAAUUCUACAUUCGAAACAAUGCGUAUGUCACAUGAUAGACGCUUAUAAAAUUAUACACCGCAUGGAGAAAGUUGAUAGGGAAAAGUUCGUCUCUCUCAUAGCACUAGCAGCUGAGUGUCGGCAGAUUACAGAAAGUCCUCCUACACACAGUCCAUAACUAAACUGUGGGAUUCACUGCCACUGCUAACUUGUGAGGCUUUAAGGGAAGGUUAGACAAAUCCACAGCAGGCUGGCUAGGUUCUCCUUCCAGAGGCGUGGCAUCAGGUUUCGUGUUUCUUAGUUCCUCCUGGUCUUUUUUGCAAAUAACAUUCCCUCGUCGCGCACCGCUGUUGCGGCAAGAUAGGACAUAGAAGCGACUUAAAAGCUUGCAAACACCAUCACUCACGCAGAGGGGGGUGUCACCCCGUGGUCUGCCCCUGACCCCUUUCCUUGCAUGCUCUGACCACGACAUGCAGGGCACACUCUCUGCAAUAUUAAUGGGCCUGUGUGUGUGUGUGUGUGUGCAGGCUGACCAGCUGGGGUGGGAGGCGAAGACUUGCUCGCUGCUCCUUUUCAACAAAGCCAGCAGCCCUACUGUCCCUGGUGAGAAUUUUCCGCACCCCCUUCGAAAGGAUGAAAGCCGCCUCUGGAUGUUAGGAAGUGUGACUCGGAGGAGGGGCCACAUUGAAAUUACAGCGGCCCCUGGGGUCUCCUGAGGAGGAGACGGCAGGGACUUUGGGUGUCCUCUCUCAUUUCAGCUGUCACAACUUAGGGACAUCAAAGGGCGCUUUGAUGAGGCCCUUCCAGCAGCAGGAAAAAGAUCUAUGGGGAAAGACCUUGGAUUUGCUAACCCCCCCCCCAUUCCCAACACAGACACGCGGGUGACAAAUGACAUAUGUCUCUAGCUCUUGGCAUGCACGUGGUGUUUUCCCUGUCAAACCCACUACCCCCCAAUAGAGAAACUGGCUUGAUUCUCAAUGGCUGAGAUCACAAGGGCUGGGAAACUAGAGUCGCUUCCUCUUCAUCCCAGGGAGCAAAAACAAGGCUGCAUCAACAGAAGAAGUAGAGUCUCCAGAGCAAGGAAAAUAAUAGUACUAGUCUCUUCUGCCUUGGUCAGUUCCCACCUCGAAUACUGUGUCCAUUUCUGGGCAGCAUUUUAUGGGAAUUCGCUUUAACGGGCAAACUAACAGACUGUAGUUGAUGCAGCCCUGUAGAGAUUCUGCGCGCUCUCUGCCCAGCUGAGUCCAGAGUGUUCGUUCCUGGUGUUGGGUAGCCAGGGCAAUUCUGCUGGUUUACUGCCUGCCUGAGCUGACAGCUGGUGUUGAGGACUCCCAGACUGCUGGUGUUGGGGGGCUUCCAAGAUCCAUGCCAAAGCAGUUAGCUCCUGGGUGGCUCAGGACUUCACGGCUGCCGUGACAACCAUGGGGCUAUCCCAACACAUCAUCAGCCCAACGCAUGUGGCAGGUCACACUUGUUUUCUUGGCUGGGCAGGAAGAGGGUAAUCUGAAAAUGGGGGGAUAUUUGCAUCAGUCCCUUGUCAUGGUCAGAUCACUUCCUGUUGAGAUUCUGGCUCUGAACACCUUUCUCCCUUUGCAGAGGUGGGGAACCUAUGGGGAUGGUCCACCCUUGGAGGCUGAUGGAGCCAUUGGGUUUCCAGACGGCCCUGGGUGAUUUCUCGGCUGAUGUGACCGAUGCUGCUUUAAAAGCCCUGGCUGACUUGUGGAACAUCUGGAUGGUUCAUGCUGUUGACACGAUCCUGCCUGAGCCCCCUCUCCUUCUCUGUGGAGCCCACUUGGCUCCCUGGUAUACUUCAGAGCUCAGAGGGAGGAAACAAGCUGAGAGGCGGCUUGGACGCAAUUGGAGAAAAACUCUGGUUGAAUGUAAUCAAACACUGGUGAGGGCUCACCAUCGAGCCUACCUAGUGUCAGUCAAGGCAGCAAAUAAGGUGUACUUUGCUCCAUCCAGUAUACCUGAAGGAGCAUCUCCACCUGCAUCGUUCUGCCUGGACACUGAGGUCCAGCACUGAGGGCCUUCUGGCGGUUCCCUCGCUAUGAGAAGCCAAGUUACAGGGAACCAGGCAGAGGACCUUCUCGGUAGUGGCACCUGCCCCAUGGAAAGCCCUCCCAUCAGAUGUCAAAGAGAAAAAGAACUACCAAACUUUUAGAAGACAUCUGAAGGCAGCCCUGUUUAGGGAAGCUUUUAAUGUUUAAUAGGUUAUUGUAUUUUAGUGUUCUGUUGGAAGCCGCCCAGAGUGGCUGGGGAAACCCAGCCAGAUGGGCGGGGUAUAAAUAAAUUAUCAUCAUCAUUAUUAUUAUUAUUAUUGCUGCCUCCGUUGUAUCCUCAUUGUUCCGUCUGGCAGAGCUUUUCCGGGUGGUGCGGGGCCUUUAACAGUCAGGCCCGAAGGCUUUGACUUGUUUGCAAAGCACUUUGAGGUUAAAAUUGCUUGCAUCCACCGGGACCUUGACUCUGCUGUUUCAGCAGAUGAAUCUCAAGGGUGUCUCAAGCACUGUCUGGUCUUGUUGAGUGAGUUUUGAUUGGUAAGGCUCAAGAUGUGGACAAGGUGCUUCAGUUGGUCAGGGCGACCGCUUGCGCUCUGAACUCUCACCCCUUUUGGCUGAUAAAAACCGGCAGGGAAGGGAUAGCUGGCUGGGCCAGGGACAUGAUUAAUUCCUCCUUGCCUGAGGUGGUGGUCCUCUCCCGACUUGGAGGAGGCAAUGAGAAGAUCAGUCCUUAAGAAACCAACCCUCCCUGGAUUCAGAAAAUCUAAGUAAUUACUGACCAGUUGCCAGUCUCCCCUUCUUGGGCAAGGUUCUUGAGCAGGUGAUCCAGGCACUGUAGGAUGAAACUGAUUUCCUAGAUCCAUUUCAGUUGGGGUUUAGGCCUGGUUUUGGCACAGAAGCUGCUUUGGUUUCUCUGUAUGGUGACCUCUGUCGGGAGAGAGACAGUGGGAUUGUAGGUUAAUUUUCCUUGACCUCUCAGCAGCUGCCAAUACCAUUCAUUGACCAUGGUAUAUUUCUGGGGAGGCUGAAAUAUAGGGCUGUGUGGCACCACUUUACGGUGAUUCAAGCCCUAUUGGAUGGUCGUUUCCAAAGGGUGAUGCUUGGGGAGUGUUCUUCAGCCCUGUGGAGCUUUCAAUGUGGGGUUCAGUUUUAUCUCCUGUGCUGUUUAACAUCCACAUGGAACUGCUGAGCUUUGGAGUAUGUUGUCAUCAGCAAUAUGCUGAUGACACACAGCUCUACUUCUCCUUUAUAUCUGCAGGUGAGGCAGUGGUGCUGGACCAUUGUCCUGCCUCGGUAAUGGGCUGGAUGAGAGCCAACAAACUGAAGCUCAGUCCAGAUAAAACUGAGGCACAGUUAGUGGGUGGUUCCCUAGACUGCAUGGGUGGGAGCUUGCCUGCUCUUGAUGGAGUUACACUCCCUUUGAAAGUGGGGGUACGUAGCCUGGAUCCUUUGCUGUUGCUUGAGACUCAGGUGGCCUCAGUGGCAUUGAGUGCCCUCCAUGAGCUUCAGUUGGUGGCCCAGCUUAUCUGGAGAGGGAUUGUUUAACUUCUGUUUUCUUUGCUCUGGUAAGACGCAUCUGAAGACAGUUUGGAAACUUCAACCAGUGCAGAAUUCAUCAGCCAGGUUGCUCACUGUGGCAAAUGCCAAUCCUGGUCCAACCGCACUAAAUGACAAUUUCCAGACCCAAAUCAAGUGCUGGCUCUGACAUAUGAAGCCUUAAAUGGCUCAGGACAACAAUAGCUCAAGGACCACGUCUCCCCAUAUGCAACAACCCUGACCUGUGAUCAUCACCUGAGGUCUUUGUCUAGCUCCUCCCCGAGAGGACCGGAUCGCGUUAAAAUGAGAAUGGUCCUUCUCUGGGUGGGCUCCCCAUUUGUGGAAUGCUCUCCCCAUCCAUAUCUUUAGGCACCAGGCAGAGGUGUUUCUCCAGAACCGUUCUAUGCGUUUGUGGGAAGGGAAUUUGUGGUUUGCUUUUGUUUUAUAAUGUAUUUUGUGUUCUUGUUUUGUAUUUUUAUGUUGUGAACUGCCCUGUGAUCUUCAGAUGAAGGGCAGUAUGCAAAUUUAAUUAAUAAUGAUGAUAACCAUAACUCAAAGAAGGCUAUGGACAGAUUCUCUUAUUUAACGUAUGUUUUAAUAAGUAUUUUUUUAUUGAAUAUCUCUUGCAAUUGUUCCCAUGGGGUGUGUCUAGGACUUCUUCUUUUCCCUUUAACUCUUCCCUUAUACUUGAAAAAACAUAAACAUUAAAAAAAACUCCCUGUGUUCAUCAUUUGUAGCAGCCUAAAAGAACUAACUUUGAAUGAAACUUCCCUGUCUGGUUGCUUGGAGACAAGUUUUGCUUGCCCCAGGUGAGCAGAAGUAGCUGUCUGUAAGAAACAAAAAGGAACCUUCUACCAUAUGUGGUGGACAUGCCCCAAAAUUGGGAAAUUUUGGAGCAUGAUCCACGAAGAAAUAAAAUACUAAGAAUAUCAUAUAGUAAAAGGCCAGAGGCAUUCCCUUUAGGAUAAUUUUAAAUGAUGAUAUUCCAAAAGACAAAACUAAACUUUUCUUAUAUGCGACGUCUGCAGCAAGAAUCCUGGUGGCUAAAUAUUGGAAAGGGAAUCAGUUACCCACUAGGGGAGAGUGUUUAUGUAAGCUUUCAGAAUACUUAGAAUUAGCCAAAUUGACAGACGUAAUAAGACAAAAAGCAAAAAGUGAAGUAAAAAAAAGAAUGGGAGUGCCUAAAUGAAUACCUUAAAAGUUAAGGUUCGAGAACAGAAAUCUGGAUGAGUGUGGAAUAACCUUGUGAAGGGAAAGGAUAAGAAAGAGGGAUUUAUAUCUAGAUGUUAGGAUAGAGAUGAUCAGGAAAACAGGGCUGCCCCUGCUGUUCUCCCCCCCCCCUCACCUGGGAUGACAAACCAUUGGUCAACCCCUGGGCUUCUCCAUUUACCCUUUUCAACACCUUUCACCCAUUUUUUCCUUUAUCCCUUUUUUCAGAGGCUCGAAAGAUGCAUGGGCACCGUAACAUCGCUGACAGGCGGGGUCUCCGAGAGGGAAGCCAACGACGCCCUGAACGCUCACGUGAGUAUCUCAGUGCUGGAGUCACCUUGCAGAGGGUUCUCAAAAGCCCUGCCUCUUGCAUCUAAGAGGGGCUGAUGGCUGCAUUUGCUAACCUCGAUGGCUGUGCUCUGCCUCCGCUGUCGAAGGGAGCCUGCCUCUGACUACGGGUCGCCAGGAAUCGCCAGUGGGCAGAACUGCUGCUGCUGCUGCUGCUGUGCUCAGGUCUUGCAACUGGGGGGACGAACCUGUGACAACAGGAUGUUGGACUAGAUGGGCCAUUGACCUGAUGCAGCUGCAGGGCUCUUGUGUUCUUACCAGAUCGGAGAAGUUCGUGGUGGAGAAGAAGGCCAUCUGUGGCUUUCAGCCACAAUGGCUUUGUUCCUCUUCCACUGUGAUGUGCCUCUGUUGGGUAUCGCAAGCAGGCAGCGCUGCCGUUGCACUUGGGUCUUGCUUGUGAGAUUCCCAUUGGGGAAGCUAUUUACGGAGAAACUCUUUACGGAGCCUCCUUAAGGCUUUUUAUUUAAAAUAAUGAAAAUUCAGCCGGACUAUUUUCAGGGUUGAAUAUUGUUCCUGCUGCUUUAACAGAUGGAUUUAACGCGUUCUUAACUGUUUUAGCUUUCCGUUCUGUUUUUAAUUUCUCCUCUUUUUUUUUGUACCGCCGCCACAAUAUUUCCAGUUUACAACUUCUUUAAAUAAAAUAAAUGAUUGGCACCUUAAAAUACGAGAGUAUAUAUAGAACUUGCCAGCAUGACAAACAGAUUAAGAAAUAAAGAUGAUAAGAAUUUGAAAGAAGACAGACAUUAUAUAUUUAGAUUAUAUGGGGAAAAAUAUCACAAUAAGAAAAUAAGCGCAACAGGCUGACGAAAAAUACUCGGCGGUAGAUGUUGCAAAGUGGGAUAGUGUAAGGUAAUGAAAACAACUUAGUGGAGUAAGAAAAGAUAGCAUUUGAAAAGAUAGAUAGGAAACCAAGGAAAGAAUGGGAGGGGAGUAAAAGUUAAAGUUUAUGAGAAUUAAAUAAAUUAUUAUUCAAAUACAUAUGUCUUAUAUUUAUGUUAUUUCCGCCCUCUCUUAUUAUCCUGUGUCUGAUUGUAACACAGUAGGUGUUGAUGAUAUCAUCAAACAGAAAAGCAAAUAAAAAAUAAUUUAAAUAAAUAAAAAUAAACAAUUUGCUUCCAGGCAUCCUUAAUUGAAGCCAGCUUGGAAGGACUCUGAAAGCAUCUUGAUUUUAUUUUAAAUCAUUGCUGCUUUGGGAGUCCUUGCUUGCUCUACAGAUUCCUUCCUCCCUCUCCCUGCACCUUCCCUCUGAGGUUUGGCCUGCCGUUAGAUAAACCUUCCGGUCUUGCUCCUCCAGGUGUGCAAAGGAGCCCCUCAGCACGAAGAGAUAUGCCUGGGCCUUUUCAUGCUGAUCCUCACGGAGCCUGCUCAAGCGCAGAAGGUAAGGGCCCUUGUUUUUCGCUCUGAAAUGCCUUAGGGGGCUGUAUCCUAUGCCAGUCCUACUCAGAGCAGACCCAUGGAACUCAACAGACAUGACUAACUUAGCUCCAUUGGUUUCAAUGGGCCUACUCAAUGAGUAGAUAUUUUAGUUGGAUGCAACCCUGUGCCCAGAAGGCUGGGAGAGGUGGGAGACAGGAUUGGUACCUUUCCGCUUCUGAUUCCCUUCUUUUGUUUCACUUCCUUCAAAAGUGAUAGUCCAGCCCCACUGUUGCAUUUGGGACCCCUGCUCCUCCUUCUGCUGCCCUGAUGGCGCCACUGUGCCGCUGAAGUUAGGGUUUCUGCAUAUGUCUUUCUUCUUGGUCACCCUGGGAAGGGGCCUGGUUGGGGUUGGGUUGAGCCCCAGAACCUCAAAUUUCCUAUCCUCUCCUUUUUUUAAAAAACAACAAAAACACCAAUACUCUAAAAAUGCUUGGACUAGGCUUUCUGCAACUUGGGUCUCCAGCUGUUUCCCCCAACUACAACUCCCAUCAUCCCUAGCUAACAGGACCAAGUGGUCAGGGCUGAUGGGAACUGUAGUCCAAAAAACAACAACUGGAGACACAAGUUUCGGAAACACUGGUUUAGACGGUGGCUGGAAGCAGCACUGGCAAGAUGCCAGCCACCCACAUCCACACCAAAUACAGCGGUACCUCGGGUUACAGACGCUUCAGGUUACAGACUCCACUAAUCCAGAAAAAGUACCUAGGGGUUAAGAACUUUGCUUCAGGAUGAGAACAGAAAUCGUGCGCCAGUGGCGUAGCGGCAGCGGAAAACCCCGUUAGCUAAAGUGGUACCUCAGGUUAAGAACAGUUUCAGGUUAAGAACGGACCUCCAGAACGAAUUAAGUUCUUAACUCGAGGUACCACUGUACACUAGGACACUGUGUUGAAGAGUCACGGCUUCCCCGCAAAGAGUCCUGGAAGCUGUGGUUUGUUAAGGAUGCUGAGAGUGGUUAGGAGACGCCCGCCCAGAGGUGCACUUCCCAAAGUGGUUUAACAGAUCCUGGGAACACUGCAACCGAGAUAUUGAAGAUUAUGCGGUGUAAGCCCAUUAGUCAAAAUGUUUGCAUUUCUAUGCAGGUAGAUGUAUAAUUCCUGCAGUGAACGUCUCAGUCAGACUGGUUUUGACUCAGCUCCCUGCCCUAGUCUGCUAACCAAAAGAGUCAUCAAAGUUGGUGGCCGGCACUCCUGCGGCAGCAUCUGGUCAUGGGAUGGCCACAGACUCAGAAACGUAGAAUUGUAGCAUUGGAAGGAACUGCAAGGAUCAUCUUAGCCCAGGGUUUCCCAAACUUGGGUCUCCAUCUAUUUUUGAACUACAACUCCCCAUCACCCCUGACCACUGGUCCUGCUAGCUAGGGAUGAUGGGAGCUGUAGUCCCAAGUCUGGGGUACCGUGAUCUAGUCCAGCCCCCUUGCAGUGCAGGAAUCUUUCGUCCAACGAGGAGCUUGAACCCACAACCCUGAGAUUGAGACUCUCGUGUUCUGCCGACUGAGCUAUUCCAACAGCUUGAACAGAGGAUUAGGCACAACCUUGGAAGAUAAGGCUGUUGAGACGUUGUUGUUGUUGUUGUUGUUAUCCUCCUCCUCCUCCUCAUCCUCUGGACGGCCACUGUGAGAGCAGGAUGCUGGCCAUAGGUGGACUUUGGCCUGAUCCACCAGUCCAUACUCUUCUUACAUCUUGUUAUUAAAUAUACCAAGAAAAUCACACCAAGAACUCAGGCCAAUGUAAGUUUCAAUAGUGGGAGUGGUUCCUACUUACAAGUCAAUAGUAACAAAAACUAAUCCAUUCAAAAGUACAGUGGUACCUCGGGUUACAUACACUUCAGGUUACAGACGCUUCAGGUUACAGACUCUGCUAACCCAGAAAUAUUACCUCGGGUUAAGAACUUUGCUUCAGGAUGAGAACAGAAAUUGCACUCCGGCAGUGCAGCGGCAGCAGGAGGCCCCAUUAGCUAAAGUGGUGCUUCAGGUUAAGAACAGUUUCAGGUUAAGAACGGACCUCCGGAACGAAUUAAGUACUUAACCCGAGGUACCGCUGUAUGUAUUCUGACAAGAAUUACAAACUCAAAUAGAGAUUACAAACUCACACUCAUAAACUCUAAUCCAUAAUUGACUUCUGACUUCUGCUCUAUGAUUGAAACUGAGUCUCCAUCUGCAAGCUGAUAAAUUAUAAGGAUCAACAUUAAUGUCAAUUGAAAAAGAGAAAAUAUUUGUAACGAAUUAUUGUGUUAUACAUAUCUUUGAGUUUGAGUUUGAGUUUGUAAUCUCUAUUUGAGUUUGUAAUUCUUGUCGGAAUACGUACUUUUGAAUGGAUUAGUUUUUGUUACUAUUGACUUGUGAGUAGGGACCACUCCCACUAUUGAAACUUACAUUGGCCUGAGUUCUUGGUGUGCUUACUUCUUACAUCUUGAGCACUGCCUCUUCUACUAAGAGAAGGGGCACUGCUCUCCCUUAGGGACAGUAGUAGUAAUAAUAAUAAUAAUAAUGUAUUAUUUAUACCCUGCCCAUCUGGCUGGGUUUCCCCAGCUGCUCUGGGAGGCUCCCAACAGAAUAUUAAAAGCACGAUAAAGACAUCAAACAUUAAAACUUCCCCAAACAGGGCUGCCUUCAGAAGAAGCUGCCUUUUAGCAAAGCAGACCAUUUUGCCUCUCUAACUCAGUAUCACCCACGCUGACAGGCAACAGCUCUCCAGGGCUUCAGGCAGGGGGUCUCUCCCAGAGAAUGCCAUUGGGGUUCUUGAACCUGGGACCUUCUGGGCUCAAGUCAGAUGCUGUGCCGCUGAGCCGUGUUCCCCCCUUUCGCCCUCCUUGCUCUGGACGCGGAUUGGGCCUGCCGAGGAGCCGCCCUCUUCUGAAGCCUCUCAAAGAAUGCCUCUCCUAGCCCCCCUCGCAGGAAAUUAGCUGCGUGCCGAGCCCGUCCAGCUGUGCGCUGGAGACCCUUGGCUGUGUCGGGGCCGUCGGGGUGACAGCCAGCUGAUGAGUAUGCAAGGCAGCCGCCUCCUCCGCUCGGCUGGCUCUUGCUUUUAAUUAAAGUUCCCUUCCCAAAGUAUGGAGGGAGGGCCUUCUGCUCUCUCCCACCCCCCUUCCAGCUUUUUAUCUUUCACCCAGACUUAAAAGCCUCCUGUCUCCUUGACAUCUCCCUGCUGCUUGCCUCUUGUGCCCAUCUCCGGAGCCUUACGCCGGCGGGGUCUGCUGGCGGGUGCUGAUUUAUUCAUUGGCGUGACACAUUUUCAUCAGGCUGCAGACUCUUUCCUUGUCAGUGACAUGGGCCGUGUUGCUAGACGCUUGUUGGGUGUGUUUCGCGGCAAAAAUAAGAAUGGUUUACUGUCAAGUAUAAGGAAGCCAUGGGACGCGGGUGGCGCUGUGGGUUAAACCACAGAGCCUAGGGCUUGGCGUGAGAAGGUCGGCGGUUCGAAUCCCCGCGACGGGGUGAGCUCCCGUUGCUCGGUCCCUGCUCCUGCCAACCUAGCAGUUCGAAAGCAUGUCAAAGUGCAAGUAGAUAAAUAGGUACCACUCCGGCGGGAAGGUAAACGGCGUUUCCGUGCGCUGCUCUGGUUCGCCAGAAGCGGCUUAGUCAUGCUGGCCACAUGACCCGGAAGCUGUGCGGUGGCUCCCUCGGCCAAUAAAGUGAGAUGAGCGCUGCAACCCCAGAGUCGGCCGGAACUGGACCUAACGGUCAGGGGCCCCUUUACCUUUAUAAGGAAGUCAUCUGAGUCGUCCUGCCCUGCAUUGCCACCCUGGUUCUGCUGCCACCCCAGGUCCCUUUCAGGAGGACAGAUUCCAAAAGGUGCCUUAGAUCAGGUUUUAAUUUGAUAGGCACCUCCCCUUCUUCCUAUGGGUCCUGCACCCUCCUUCAGCAUUCUGCAACCUGGUGUGCUUUAGGUGUUGUUCUGGACUACAACUGCUGGCUGGGGCUGAGGGAGCCAAAAGGCCUGGAGGGCACCAGGUUGGGGACAGCUGAAAUAAAUGCACAGCAUUUUCCUGUACCCUUCCAUCUUCCCCCUCUGCUGUGUUAUUAUAUCAGCUGUCUCAUUUGCAGUAUAUUAUAUGCCAAGCAUCUGGGGCCUUAAGAUUGGCAAGGGAGGCCCUGUGGGUGGCUGCGCCCGGCUGGCAUUGACAGGUCCUUCUUGGCACCUUCUCGCUGUUUGUGAAAUGCCUCCCAGGUUGGAACCAUGAACUGGAGCCCUUCAUGUUUUCAACAUUUUGUUGCAGGUGUAACGCUAUGAAUAUUGUAUGACAUCACAGUGAUAAGAAUUUGCCUGGGAUUGGGCUGGAAUGGAGUAUCCUGGGAAAGGGCGUAGCUGGUUGGAACCCUGAACUGGAGCACUCCACAUCACCAGCAUUUUGUCACACUUGUGAAUAUUGUAAUGUGGAUAAGAAACUUGUUUGGGCUUGUAAGUUAUCCUCCACCAGGGCCAGGGCCUUUUCACUGAUGGCUCCAACCUGGUGGAAUGCUCUGUCCCAUGAGACUAGGGCCCUUCAGGAUUUAACCUCCUUCUGUCGGGCCUGUAAGACACAGCUAUUCCGCCUGGCCUUUAAUUUGAAUUCAGCCUGAUCUUUUAUUUCCCUUCUCUCCCCCUCUCCCCUUUAUGAAGAUCACCCACUCUGAGACCCCACAGCUAAUUCUCCCCUGGCCUCCUCGCUGGCCCAAGAAGGACCAAUUCAGCCAGCUAGCCCUGGGGAUUAUCUAAUUGAUUUUUGAUUUUUAUUGUUAUUCAUGUUUUUAUACUGUAUUUUAUGCUGCUUUUAUAAUUAAGUGUUUUAAAUCUGUUGUUAGCUGCCUUGAGCCCGGUUUUUGAACCGGGAAGGGCAGGUUAUAAAUAUUUUAUUAUUAUUAUUGUUAUUAUUAUUAUUAUUAUUGUAAUGGAAUGGCACAUCCUGGGAAAGGGCUGACUGGCUAGCUGGCUGGGACCCUGAACAGGAGCACCGUUUUGUUGCAAGGGGCCAGAAUUUGAGCCAGGAUUCACCUGCAGAACGCCACUGCCUUUAUAUAGCCUUUUGCAGUUUUGGUGAUAAUAAGACACCCCAAACGGAGCACCUCUAGGAAAAGAAAUAGGAGGCCAAAAUCUUGGGGCCUCGGCACUAGCAUCUCUGUCCUUUCAAAACACGGGAGAUAAGAGCACCUUCAAACAUGGGCAGAGUGCUUUACCUAGCCCUGGAGGGACUGGACCCUUUUGCAGUGACAUCCCUUCCUCACCCUCGCCGCUGCCUUCCUCCUGCCCUCUGAAACGCCUUCUGUGAUCCCCGUUUUGUGGCUUCGGGAGAAUUUCCCGGGGCGCCAGGGCGCCUUGGCCCCAAUUUUACCACGCGACACCGGGUCAGGGGUUAUUUCACCCCUCCUGCUCGCCGGCCAAGUGCGCCUUUCAACAUUUGGAAAGCGCCAAAAGGCCGAGCCAGAGACCUCACCUGUUGCGAGCGUGAGGUUGCUGAGUGCUUUGCGAGUUCAAUCGAAAGGGCGCUUUCAGGGGCCUCAUUAGCCUCUCGGAGGGAGAACGCUGAGAGCAGAUCCCUCUUUGCCUCCGCGGCGUGACAUUUAGCAGCACAAAUUAACAUCCAUGCAGAAGUGAGUUAACAGAUGAUUUCCUGGUUCCUCUCUCCCCUUCCCUCCCUUCUGCCAACCUCACAGGGCAAGAGGGAACAGGCAAGAGAUCUCACCUCUCUUCCACCCCACCCAUCUUGCGUCUGAAUACCGUAAAACUUCGCAAGAAGCCUCACUAUUCAUUAUUAUUUUUAUUAUUAACUGGACUUGCUAGUUGCUUUUGAAAAAUGAAACGUAAACUCAUUUUACUAUAUACCACAAGCAUUAAAACCAGUAUAAAACUGAAACAAAACGAGAGCUCAAAACACGGAUGGAUGUAAAAAGGCUGUCCAAUAAACCCCACAAAGCAGUUGCAGUAUCUAAAACUCUCCCAAGAUAAAGGCCAAAAACCUGGCUGAAAAGUAGUGUUACUGCUGGGCUCCUGAAAGUAGCCAUUGAUGGCACCAGGCAAGCCUCCCUGGGGAGAGCAUUCCAAAGGCAGGGAGCCACCACCAAAAAGACCCUGUUCUCAUGUCAUCACACUCCAGACCUCCCAUAGAGAAGGACCUCGGAUGUUGGUUUCAGGGUCCGGGGUGGUGGGUCAUGAUCAGCUGAUCUGCUCCAAGUCCUCCCAAAUCUGAGCCUCUGAGCACUUUCCACCGCCUCCUUCCUCCCCCAAUCCCUCCACCGCGCCCCCCCAAACUUCUCCCGCACCGCCUGCACUCCCCAAGCUCUGCCUUUGGCUCCCGAAACGUUUGCACGGCCAUUCGCAGGCUCCUCUUCCGCAAGCAUCUCCUUGCCAGCUUUUGGCAGAUUGAGUCCCGGGGGUGGGGGGUUGUUCUCUUGGAACUUGACAAGCGAGCAAAAUUUGGACACGGGGAAUAUAUUCUCUGCUUGUACAUUUUGGACGAGCAGAGUCCCAGCUGAUUUACGACCGUCCGACACACUUGGCCGUACUAUUCGUGUAUGUUCUGCAUUAUGUGUCGCCUGGAAUUAUUUUCAUAUGUCAGAUGGUUGGGCUUGCGGUGCCAUAUAGAAACAGUGACCCCUUUCGCUGCUUUCUGGUUACUGAUGCGUAUAUAUGUCUAUUCCUUUCCUUUGGUCGCCAGUGGCGGGGAGCAGCUCACCCCCAAAGCAACCAGUGCUUUGGCUAUUCCCGAUGUACCACCUUGGCUUCAGGCACUGUCUCCUUCUGUUGUUAGAGCACGGAUGGAGAGCCUGUGGCCUCCCAGAGAUGUUGGUGGACUACAACUCUCGUCACCCCUGACCAAUUGGCCUUGCAGGCUGGGGAAAAUGGAAGUUGGAGUCAAACAGCACCUGGAUGGCGGCUACGGGUUCUUCAUCCCGGCUCUAGGUAAUAGAAUAUUACACCUCUAUAAGCGCAUUUCAUACGUGAUCCCUGAUUGUUUGGGAUGUGUGUCUGGAAUAGGGCUGGAGAACCCAUGACCCUCUGGAGGGCCUUGUGGACUGCAGUUCCCGUCAGCCCUGACCAUUGGCUGCACUGGCUGUGGCUGAUGGGAACUACAGUCCUGCUGGAGUCCGGCCAAUGGGAGCGAGAGUCCUGCUGUAAUCCGGCCAAUAGGAGCUAGAGUCCCGCUGGAGUCCGGUCAAUGGGAGCUGGAGUCCUGCUGGAGUAGAACCAAUGAGAGCUAGAGUCCCGCCGGAGUCCCGCCAAUGGAACUAGAGUCCCGCCAGAGUCCAACCAGUGGGAGCUAGAGUCCCACUGGAGUCCAGCCAAUGGGACUAGAGUCCCGCCGGAGCCCUGCCAAUGGGAGCUAGAGUCCCACUGGAGUCCCACCAAUGGGACUAGAGUCCUGCUGGAGUCCAACCAAUGGGAGCUAGAGUCCCGUUGGAGUCCAGCCAAUGGGAGCAGACCUUCUAAGAUGCUGUAGGGCUCCUGCAUGAUGAUGGUGAUCAGGGUAAUGUGAAUCAGCCUUCAAUGUGCCGAACCAGUUACCCGUUCAACCCAGAGCUGUUAACUGACCAGCAGCAUCUCUCCAGGGAACUGCACUUGGCCCCUGGGAUGGAGUCUCCCCACCCCUGUUUACAGAAUCUGUAUGCCAUCCACCACCCACCCCAGAGCAGUUUCUUUUUAAGUUAUAUGCUGUGACUGCACUCUGUUCAGCUGACACAUUCUCUCACCUCUCCCCUGCCCUCCUCCCUGGCCACAGUGUUACCGGGACCUGGUGCUGGUCAGCCGCGACGGGAUGAGUGCCGUGUUGAACAAGAUGAACCAGAUUCUGAUGGAGAAGUACCUGAAGCUGCAGGACACGUGCCGUACGCAGGUGGGCCAUGCGCUAUGCGCCGCGUCUUGCCUAUGCGCAUUUUCUUUUCUCUGUGUGCCUCCGUACUUUAAAGAACCGUGUGUGUGUGAAGCAGGAGCUGCGAUCAGCCCGCUGUUUGUCUCAAGCCCGGAGUGCAGUGCUGCCAAAGGCAUCUCUGUGCGGCAUUUUUAAUUCUGCAACCUGAAGACCCAGAUUCCGCAAUCGGCACCACAUCUGCAAAUCUGCAAGCUGGGUUUCAGGGGCAUAUGUAAUGCGGUCUGCAGUUGCGGGUACUUCCUCCCCCCGGCCCCUUGCUCCCAAGCCCCAGUGCCAGAAUUAAAAUUUUUAUAUGGAAAAGGUGCAUUGAGGCAUACGGGGAAAAUCAAGGGAAGUACGGUGCUGUAAGCUUGGGGGUGGGUCACGAAACACAAAUUUGUGGUAGGUGGGCUUGGUGGCUGUGUUUGUAAUCCAAACCUUCUACCCUGCUGCUAACCCCGGGAAUCCCCGCAUAGACACGAUUCUAUAACUUAAGUGGUGUUUGGGGUUCCCUCCGCAACCACAAGGACUAGAAACUUGCAGGAUGUUUUUUUUUUAAAAAAAAAUGAGAGAGCAGGGAAAAAUCCCGAUCGCGGGUUCUUCUGAAGGAACCAUAUUCUAUGAGCAGCGAGUUGUUAGGACCAUGCCAUCAUCUGGCUGGCGCAAAUGCUUGCAUGCCGUGCCUUUCUUCUGCCUGGACAAGGCGUCAAAGAGGCGGGAGAGGCUGGCUUUGUCCAUGUCGCUUGAAGGAGUCCUGAAUUCUCUUUUCUCCCACACUUUAGUUGGUUUGGCUGGUGCGGGAGAUAGUGCGGAGUGGGAUUCUAGGCAUCGAAGGCGUCUGCAUGACCUUCAUGAAGCAGAUUGCAGGUGAGUGCGUUGGGGGGGCAGUAUCGCUGGAGAAAAUAGCCCCAUAAAGCAUCCCAUAGGAGGUGGAGGAAGGCUGCGUUGAUGGCUGCUAGCCUGAGUGCCUUUUCUCUAUCAACCGUUCCUCAUAAGGAGGGCCAGAGUUACCGUAUUUUUCGCUCUAUAAGACGCACCAGACCAUAAGACGCACCUGGUUUUUGGAAGAGGAAAACAAGAAAAAAAUAUUCUGAAUCCCAGAAGAGCAGCCCUUCUCCCUCCACAAGGAAAAGCUCCCAAGAGCUCCACACGGCUCUUUAAAGGGAGUGUUGAACAGAGCCUCCCGCCUGCAUUCGCUCCAUAAUACGCACACACGUUUCCCCUUACUUUUUAGGAGGGGGAAAGUUCAUCUUAUAGAGCGAAAAAUACGGUAGGUUUGAUGAGGCCCUCGGCUACUGAAGGUAAUGGGGCCCUUUAUGUGUCCAGCUGUCCUUUGUCAACAACAAAUUGCCGCUGUUUUUUGCGUUGAAUAUAUGCUAUAUGGUAAUUUAUGGACCUCAUAGGUAUCUAAAGCCAUUCUCACAUAUCAAAAUACGUAUUUUAUCAAAGUAAUCGCUGAAGUGAAAUACAAUUAAGAAGAAGUAUCCAGGUUUUUUUCCCCUUUAAAUUUUUUGGGGGGCUCCAAGAGAGUGGGGCCCUAAGCUAUAGCUUGUUUAGCUUAUAUGUAAAUCCGGCACUGCUCUUAAGGCUUGGUUUCUCAUAAGGGAGCCAGUGUGGUGUAGUGGUUAAGAGCGGUGGACUCGUAGUCUGGUGAACCGGGUUCAUGUCUCCGCUCCUCCACAUGCAGCUGCUGGGUGACCUUGGGCCAGUCACACUUCUUUGAAGUCUCUCAGCCUCACUCAACUCACAGAGCGUUAGUUGUGGGGGAGGAAGGGAAAGGAGAAUGUUAGCCGCUUUGAGACUCCUUCGGGUAGUGAUAAAGCGGGAUAUCAAAUCCAAACUCUUCUUCUUCUUAGAUGGGCCGUUGGUCUGAUCCAGCAGGCUCUUGUGUUCUUAACAUCUAGAUGGUACCAGGUUGGGGAAGGCUGAUCUGCAGAUAUGUUAAGUGGAUAGUGUGUUGGAUAAGAACUUGGCAGACCUGUGUUCAAAUUCCUACUCAUCUCAUGAAUCUGAUUGUGUGAGGUCUUGGGCCCAUCUUACGAACUUUGGAAGAGCUUUCUGGAUCAUCUAGUGGCCAACAUCUCACUGCGUCCAACCAGAUGCCUGUAUAAAACCCAGGCACAAAGGCACUCCACUGUUUCUUAACCUAAACUCCCUUAAAGGAUUGUUGUGAAGAUAAAAGAGGAAGGGCAUAUACCACUUGGAGCUCCUUGAAGACCAGUUGCUGGAAGCUGCCGCAGGGGGAGAGCUCUUGGGGGCGUCCCAUUGUGGCAUCUGGUUGGCCACUGUGAAAACAGGAAGCUGGGCUAGAUGCAACCAAUAUUACUCUAAUUUCUUAAGGUGCCCAGUCCUCAUCAAGCAAUCAGGCCAUUCUGAGUAGCCUCCUGAGCAUCACUGCGCCCGACCCCGUCCCUAAGCUGUUAUUUUUGCUGCUGCCUGUGUCUAAUGAAGGGAGCAUAUUGUGGCAGUCAGUGUUUGCCUAUGGUAACACUGGCAUGUUCCAAAUGAACCGCCUGUCAUGUAGAGCUGAGGUGCCGAAGGUCCAGGUUGCCAACAGCUACAGGGCGAGCACUGGUUUAAUUGUGUACAGCCGCCUUAAACCGGAGCCAGGCAGGGCCAGGAGAGAGGGAGGGGUGGUUGAUGGCAGGAGGGUUGCCCUUUUCAGGUAACGAGGGACGAAAUGAGUUGCUCAAUUAGCAGCAAGGUAUAUUGGAGCAGCUCUCUCUAAGCGGGAUUGCAGUGGGCGCAGAGUUUCUUUAUUCCGCAUGUUUUGAUUACGCCCAAUUUAAAAAAUCCCUGGUGUGUUUAGGGUCAUUUUAUUUUAUUUUUGUAGAGAACAACCAUUACUCGGGAACAUUAUUCUGUAAUUAUAUAUCCUUUUAAAAAAGGAAGAGUUUGGUAAUGCAGCUGCCUUAAAUUGUUCAUGUGCCAUUGCAGAUAUAGAACGUUGUCAAAUUUAAUAAAACAGAUUUAUCCCUAAACCAUUUUUUAUGCAAUUAUGGGAUACCUGUUUUUGUUUUUAAAAGAUGCAAUAACUUUUCCAAUAACUCUUGGAAGAUUUCCUUUUCACUUUACAUUAAAGUGUGUGUAUUACGCACGUAGGAUUUAUCUUCCAUUUUUAAAGCUAUAAAGAAGUCUCGUCGCCAGAGAUGAGUUUGUAUAUAGCAGGACUGAGGAACCAGGGAGUCCUCCAGCUGUGGCUGGACUAUAACUCCCAUCAGCCCCAGCUUGCACGGCCUACGAUUAGGGAUGAUGGGACUUGUAGUUUGGCAGCAUCUGGAGGGUAACAGGUCCCCCACCCCUAUCCUGGUCACACCUCCCAGCCAAUCAGGGAUCUCUCAUUAAAUUGCAGUAAUAGGAUGCCUCUUGGCCAAACAGUCCUCAUCUCUCCGCCCCACCAGUUCCUUCCCUACCAAAUCAGGUAUGGUCUUGAUAGGGAUCUCGAGAACUUCUGGCACACUUUGGUGCCGGGCUGACAUCAGGAAUUUGCCGCAGUGGAAAAUCUGUCAUUUUGUUUUUUUAACCGCCUGCAUCUGCAAUGUGGAGUUGGGCCUGUAUGAGCUCAGAGCUUGCCAGCUCCCGUCCCCCUCGCCCGAAGGACAGGCUCUAAAAGCUAUUUGGUUGGGGGGGGGCAGGAAGGACAAAACCAUAGUGGACCAGCAAACUACUGUCUUUCUCCUUUGUUUGGCACCCGUGCCAAGUGUUUGCAGACUUCUAACUUACGGGAAACUUCUUUUCCUAAGGUACCUCUGCCGCCCCCUCACCCUGAUAAGGUUUUUUCUUCUUCUUUUUACGAGGAUUCGGUUGCCAUGACUACAUCUUUUGAGGCCCCCCCCCCACUCCCCUUCUCAAGGACAGGCAUCCAAGAAUGGCUCAGCCUGACUUUUUAAAGAGUACUCUGGUGGAGAAAGGAAUUUGCCCCGCAAUCGCUCACAGCAACCAGGAAUUUACAAGCCUCGGGGGUCUUUGUUAGCUAGCUUGCAUGACAGCCUUACCUUGGGUGCCCCUAGUCUAGAGUUGGGGGGCCCCUGCGGCCCUCCAGAUCUUACUGGACUCCAUCAUCCCUAGCCGUUACCUGUGCCAGGGGUGGGGUGGGGGUCUGAUGGAAAUUGGAGCCCAAUAACGCCUGGUGCGGGAUGCGGGUGGCGCUGUGGGUUAAACCACAGAACCUAGGACUUGCUGAUCAGAAGGUUGGCGGUUCGAAUCCCCACGACGGGGUGAGCUCCCGUUGCUCGGUCCCUGCUCCUGCCAACCUAGCAGUUCAAAAGCACGUCAAAGUGCAAGUAGAUAAAUAGGUACCACUUCAGCGGGAAGGUAAAUGGCGUUUCCGUGCACUGCUCUGGUUCGCCAGAAGCGGCUUAGUCAUGCUGGCCACAUGACCCGGAAGCUGUACGCCGGCUCCCUCGGCCAAUAAAGCAAGAUGAGUGCCGCAACCCCAGAGUCAGUCACGACUGGACCUAAUGGUCAGGGGUCCCUUUACCUUUACCUUUAACACCUGGUGGGGGAGCUGAGUUAGGGGAGGGUGCCCUGGCCAAAUAGCCCUCCUUGCUGUCUUCUGGCUGGCAUCACGGGUGGAGAAAGCCCUGCUUGUUGUGCUCAGGCCUUGCUUUCAAAGGUCAAAAUUGGGUGUAAAUAUCCCUUCCACUGAGCAUCUCUCACUCCUCCAUUUGGCAGGCCGAGAUGACCUUUUGCUUGCUCCCCAAUUUUGGCCUCACUGAGUCAGGCCGCUGUGAUUUAAUUUGGGUCCCUCAGCGCUGCAUCAAUAAUCAAUACCAGCUGCUGGAAGCCGCAGGAGGGGAGAGCUCUCUUGUACUUGGGUCCUGCCCUGAUUGGUUUCCCUAAUGGGCCAUUGGCCUAAUCUUGGUGUUUGCAGUCAAAUUUAUGGGGGAGAAGGCGGUCAGUGGCUACUGGCUCUUCCUCCACGUUUGAAGGUAGUAAAUGCGUCUGAAUAAAAUCAUAGAGUUGGAAGGGACCCUGAGGGUCAUCUAAGUCCAACCCCCUGCAAUGCCAGAAUAUGCAGCUGUCCCAUGCAGGGGUCAAACCUACAACCUUGGCGUUAAUCAGCACCACGCUCUAAUCAACUGAGCUGGAAACUGCUGGUGUGCUUCUGUUGCUCUUACAGAAGAGGUACCUGGCUGGCCGCUGCGAGAACAGGCAGGCCAUUGGCCUGAUCCUGCAGGCUCUUUUUACAUCCUUAUGGAUUACAGGGAGGGAGGGCUCUUGUCUUCACACCCUGCCUGUUCACCUCCUAGAGGAAUCUUGAGUGGCUGGUGUCAAAGGCUUUUGACCUGAUCUGGAACGGUUCUUCCAAUGUCAGUUUGAUCAUUGGUUUCCAGAAAGUACCUGAGCUAUCCCAUUGAGCAAAGGAGGACGGGGUUCUCCUAGGUUGGGUGGGUAUGUCGGUGUACAGGGCAAAAACAACAGCAACAAAAAGUUUGAUUAGCUGAAAGGUAUCAAGGGGCAGUUUGGUGCAAACCCGAUGCGGGAGGAAAGUGCAAUCCACAGUCUGAACCGGCUUCCUCCCAACCUUCUGGUCACCUGUUUGUCUCCUUGCAGGCGGAGACGUAACGGCAAAGAAUAUCUGGUUGGCGGAGAACAUCCUCGAUAUGCUAACUGAGCAGAGGUAUGUAUGCCUGGUUAGUCGGCCAUCUCUGGCAGCCAGGGGUCAUUGCCUGCUCACAAUGGAGCAAACGGAUGGUGCUUGCCUAGACUUGCUCCGAAGGCUUGUUCAGGUGGAUUGCCUGGCUAGUAGCUUUGUUUUGCCUUUCAAGGGUUGGGCUCAGCUGUGUCUGACCUUGUCCAGUGUGGACUCUGAAGUUCGUUUUCACGCUACUGAGCCUUGCCAGGGCUGAUCAGUCCUGACUUUCCCUGUGACCAAGAUGAAGAGAGCCCCGAAGCAGCCCUGCAUAGAGACCGCGCAAUUAAUGGGGCAUGGCUUUCUGCUGGGCCUUAUUGCCAGGAGCGAGGAAUAUUUAUUGCCUUGGUACGAACCCGGCCACCUUCUCCAGACACCCGCUUCAACAUGCUUGAGUCACCGAGGCUGAUCUGACUUUGUUUACACCGAGUCUCGGUUGCCCACGCCGUUCCUUUUCUGCAGCCCCUUUUUCUUUGCACGGAUGCAUCCCGAGUGCACCUGUCAUAAUAUUUCAAUGCGCGGUUCCCUCUCUUAGGAUGGCAUGUGUAGUAGCUGCAAUGUCUCUUUGAAAUUGCUUAUUGCUGUGGUGAACAAUCAAGUUGUUAAAGCGUUUUACUUCGCGGGGGACGGACGGACACAUAAAGAGUUUUUCAAGUGUGUUUAUUUCCCUUUGACAAGGAAGAGUUUGAUUCCAGCUGCGUUGCCCCACAGUGCCAUCUAGUGCGCUCUUCGGAGAGCGAGCACGUUUUCCGUGGCUGGAAGAGCCAGGGGGCUGUAAAUCAUUGCUUUCUGCCUGCUGGUUCUUGCCUAGACAGUCUUUACCUAGUAGUUCGUCUUGUUUGUCUUCUGCAAUGCCUUACCUGACACAGAUUCCUGACAACCCUCAUCUUAGGCUUAACACACACAGGGUCAAGUUUCUAGUCCACUUGAAGGCUUCCCUCUCCUUCCUUGGUCUUUGAGUGUGAUGUUCCAUGCCAAAAGAAGUCCAAAUUCUGUGCUCAGAGGAACUUUGCACUUGCAACAGUCUCUCCUGCCUCCCAUUUGUUGGGCACAUUUGGAAUUUAUGUUGGCAAGGAGGAAAGAGGAAUGGGCUGUAGCAAAACUCUGGGCAAGAUUGUGUUUUUUGGCCUGUGACUGCCUAGUGGCAUCUCGCAUACAGAGUCGGGCACCCCGAGUGGUCCAGCAGUUAACUAUGGAAAAGCAAGUGCUUAGCCCUUACGAUGGUAGAGUUGGUGGACUUUUGGUCUGACCGAACAGGAGUCUUCUUAUCUCCUUAUGAGAGAAGUUUUGAAGAUUUAGCAGGAGGACCUGUGGCUUCCAAAGGGCUGCUGCCGGUCAGUGUGGACAAUACUGGGUUCGAUAGGAACACACAAUGCUGCUGUUUGUCUUGGAGAUGAAAUACAGGGAGCCGUACAGAUGGCUGGGAUGCCAUCUUCAUCGCUCUUGAAAGAGAAUUGGACAAAUCCAUGGAGGGGGCUGAGACUGUCAGUGGCUGCUGGCCACAAUGGCUGUGUUCUCCACUGUCAGAGGCAAUAUGCCUCUGAACACUAGUUGCUGGGAAUCACAAGGGGGUGUGGCCUGGGGAAAGGGGGUCUGGCUAAGGAGGGCGUGAAGCAAGGCCAGCCAGGGGCGUGGCUUGGGGAGAGUUGCUGCAUUUGCACCCCUCACCUGAGAGCCUGGGAUUCCCCAGCCCUGCCUUAAAGAACGUCACCUUCCCAGUUUCUCCUGCGGCUUGAACUGGGCUGUGGGGGAUUGAUAGGGGGAGAGCCUGGGACAUUCCAAGGAGGGGAAGGCUACUCCUCAAAAGCUUAAUUCCCCCCACAUGGGGGGCUUUGUGCCACAGCAGAAAAGGCCCUACCCAAAGUCCCAGGGCCUCAUUGGCAGUGUUGCUCAGGGGUUGACGACGAACGAGGAAACAGGCCCAUUGCCCCAGGGGCACUGUUUCUCAAACUUGGGUCCACAGCUGUUGUUGGACUCCCACCAUCCAUAGCUAGCAGGACCAGUGGUCAGGGAUAAUGGGAGUUGUAGUCCAACAACAGCCUGGAAGCUGAGAAGCACUGCUCUAGGGGGUGGUUCCUGGCCUGGGAAUUUCGAGGAUUGAGGAGAAAACUCAACUGAGGUCGGCAGAAUGGAAAGCAAGGUUUUAAUUAAGCGGCAUAGUUGUUGUUUUUUAAUGUGAAACCAAAAGCUUCCCGCUUUGGCUGCUUUAAUUGGCAGCAGAAGGUGUUGUUGCUCAAGCAUCCGGAUCAGGGGGUGAGCCAAGCCCACCACGUCAUGCGUUGGCCCUUUCUGGCACUCGGUGGCGUAACGAGCCCCGAGCUGCCUCUGGAGCACCCUCAAACCUUUCCUCUGCGUCAUCUGCCAGAUCAAUUACUCCCGAGCUCGGGCUGGAGGGCAGCGCCAUGCACAGACCCCCUGACAUUGGCUGCCCCCUCCUUUGCCACUCCUGCCCUUUCGCUGCUGCUGUUGUGCUGCACAUCCAAUAAAUAGAUCGGAAGCCCUUUUGCUCCGCAAAGACCUUCCUCUUUGAGAUCUUUUGAAAAGCAUAACUAAAACAGAUCUCUGCUUAGUAGCCGUGCUAGGGUCAGGAUGAGGUAUGUUUGUGGGGGCAGGAUAAUCUGACCAUGUUGUUGUUUAGUCGUUUAGUCGUGUCCGACUCUUUGUGACCCCCUGGACCAGAGCACGCCAGGCACUCCUGUCUUCCACUGCCUCCCGCAGUUUGGUCAAACUCAUGCUGGUAGCUUGGAGAACACUGUCCGACCAUAUCGUCCUCUGUCGUCCCAUUCUCCUUGUGCCCUCCAUCCUUCCCAACAUUAGAGUCUUCUCUUCUCAUGAGGUGGCCAAAGUAUUGGAGCCUCAGCUUCAGGAUCUGUCCUUCCAGUGAGCGCUCAGGGCUGAUUUCCUUACGAAUGCAUCGGUUUGAUCUUCUUGCAGAUCUGACCAUGGAGGGCAUCAAAGCCUCCCCUCUCCCUCCACCCCCCAGUCUGAAAUCUUAAUUCAGGCUUCCUCCCAGGUUCUUCAGAUUUGCCACCUUCAGCAACCAAAUACCUGUUGCUGGAAACUGCAGGAGGGGAAGAGGGCUCUUGUGAUCGGAUCCUGCUUGCGGGUUUUUUGCAGGCAUUCGCUUGGCCUCUGUCAAAACAGGACGCUGGGCAAAAUGAUCCUGCAGAGCUCUUUUUAUAUUAGUUCAGAAGAGAACCUCCAUGUCCUAAGGCAGUCUGCCUCUCAAUGCUAGAUACUGGAGACAAACAACAGGGCUCUUGCCUGGGGGCCUUCCUGGGAGAAUCUGACGGGCCGCUGUGAGAACAGGGUGCCGGGCCUGAUCCCGCGGGGCUACUUGUACAUGUUCUCAACGCCCACACUGGUUCUGAGCGGUCGGGAGGGCCGGCGUUUGCGCCGGGUUGUGGCGUGGAACUAAAUGCUCCCUUCUUUGCAGGGAGUGGGUUCUGAAAAGCGCCAUGCUGAUUGCCAUGUCCGUGUACACCUACCUCCGCCUGAUCGUUGACCACCAUGGCUCGCCUCCCCUGCACGCCCUGAGGCAGAAGGAGGUGGAAUUCUGCAUCUCCCUGCUCCGCGACCGGGUAAGGGAAUCUGGGAGGUGUUUAGCUGCCUGAAGGUGUGUGGGCGGGUGCCAUCUCUCAGAGGAAGGCACUUGAGGGACAAGUGACAGCCGCUUUCCAGACAGCCUCCUUUGUCGCUGCAGACACACUCGGCCCCCACUCUCCUUGUCUUCUCUGUGGGGGCCGACUUUGAAACAACGCAGCCCAUUGUGAUUCCCGCCCGGAUGAGCUUCUCUCUUCGCGUUUUGUGCCUUUGCUGCUUGUUCCUCUUAAGGAACUGAAAGCCCAACCAAUCAGGGAUCACACAUUAAAACGCACUUAACAGAAGAGUGAAGGGACGUGGGUGGCACUGUGGGUUAAACCAUAGAGCCCAGGACUUGCCGAUCAGAAGGUCGGCGGUUCGAAUUCCCGCGACGGGGUGAGCUCCCGUUGCUCGGUCCCUGCUCCUGCCAACCUAGCAGUUUGAAAGCACGUCAAAGUGCAAGUAGAUAAAUAGGUACCGCUCCAGUGGGAAUGUAAACGGUGUUUCCGUGCGCUGCUCUGGUUCGCCAGAAGCGGCUUAGUCAUGCUGGCCACAUGACCCGGAAGCCAUAUGCCGGCUCCCUCGGCCAAUAAAGCGAGAUGAGCGCCGCAACCCCAGAGUCGGCCACGACUGGACCUAAUGGUCAGGGGUCCCUUUACCUAACAGAAGAGAAUUGCAGCCCUUCAAAUCUUGCGGGCCUUCAACACCAAGCAGCCCUGGCCAGCAUAGCCGAUGGUCAGGGGUGAUGGGAUUUGGAGUCGAGCGACAUCUGAAGGGCCACAGGUUCCCCAUCCUAGUCCAAACCCCUGCCCGCAGUGUCACAGGCGACCGAGUACAACAAGAUCCCCGUUGAGCUCUGGUUCCAGCAACAUCUGGAGGGGCCGCAGGUUGCCCACCCUUGUUUUUACACCCCUUGCAGGAAAGUCAAGGGGGGAGGAGUAGUUUCAUGUUUUGCUGUAGAGUUGUGGGGCAGCUGCAGGAAAGGCCCUGCAGUGGGGGAGAGCAAGUUAUGCUCACAAAUUGCCAGAAGCAAAGCCAGGAAUCUGAUCUGACUCUCCAGUGCUGCUAGCGAUAAUAGUAGUGUUCAUGAUUGCACCCCUGUUGCUGGCGGCCAUUGAAUGCAGUUGCACCCCUGUUGCUGGCAGCCAUGGAUCCCGAUCACCGUUUGCGAUGGUGUUGACGGCCAGAGUUAGAAAAGACUCAGCCUUGGCCAUUGAGCUUUGAGAAGUCCACCUUUUGAGUCUCCCUCCCAGGUCGUGAUCGAGGGUCAGGCUCAGAAUUUAUAGCGCUGCCUGUUUGUUUGUACAACAGCAACCAUUUCUUUUUUUAAAUUUAUUUUAUCUUUUUAAUGCGGCAGCUGACCUUGCUUGUCACCCUGCCUCUUCGGAACCUGCUAUCUUCAAAGGGGGGAAGACCAUCUGCCCGAGGAAAGGCCUUUUCAGCCGACGGGUGGGAUGAAUCAUCCCCUUUUUGGGGCUUUGCCAGGGUUUUAGGAACUGAAUGUUCCCCAAAGCGCACACUCUGUCCGUAUCCCUGUGCCUGAGAACAAUAAUGACUCCCCCCCCUUCUCCUCCCUCUUCCUUCCUACCCCAAGUUUAUGGAUUGCCUUAUGAUUGGCCGAGAUCUGGUGAGGCUUCUGCAGAACGUUGCUAGGAUACCCGAGUUUGAACAGCUCUGGAAGGACAUUAUCCACAACCCACAGGUGCUGAGCCCCCAGUUCACAGGUAGGUGAUGAAGUUCCGGAACGUUAUGGACUAGCUCCUUCCAGAGGCUGAGUGCUUUUUUAAAUUUCCCUGUUAUUUGUCAACAGUGAGUUGAAUCCAAUGUCAGUCCUGCUCGUGGUAGUCCCUUUGAAAUAGAUGAGCAUGACUAGCUCAGGUCUGGUGGGUCUACUCUUGAGUAGAACAUAGUUGGGUCCAACCCGGUGUAUCUGUGCCGAUCCAUAACCAAAGUUCUCUGCUGCCCCCUGUGCCUUGUUCUGGAAAAGGAGCCCCUUCUAGUUUUGAGGGGUUAGCAAAUUUAUGUAUUUGUUUCACGAAAUUUAUGUACCAUUUGAUUGUAAGGGGGGGACGACAACCCUCAAAGAGGUUUUGAAAAAGAGUAAGGAGGAAGGGACGCGGGUGGCGCUGUGGGUUAAACCACAGAGCCUAGGACUUGCCGAUCAGAAGGUUGGGGGUUCGAAUCCCCACGACGGGGUGAGCUCCCAUUGCUCGGUCCCUAAUCCUGCCAACCUAGCAGUUCGAAAGCACGUCAAAGUGCAAGUAGAUAAAUAGGUACCGCUCUGGUGGGAAGGUAAACGGCGUUUCCGUGCGCUGUUCUGGUUCGCCAGAAGCGGUUUAGUCAUGCUGGCCACAUGACCCGGAAGCUGUAUGCCGGCUCCCUCGGCCAGUAAAGCGAGAUGAGCGCCGCAACCCCAGAGUCAUCUGCAACUGGACCUAAAGGUCAGGGGCCCCUUUAUCUUUAAGGAGGAAGAAGCUGACAGGCAGUGCCACCCCCUGGAGAAUUACAGAAAUGUAGAGUUGAAAGGGAACCAAAAUGUCAUCUGGUCCAACCCCCCCUCACCCCCCCUCAAUGCAGAAAUCAACAGCUGAAGGAUCCCUGCCUCCAGGAUGGGAGCUGGCAGUGAGGCCUAGUGGGUUGGCCUCAACUGGGCAGGGGACAUACAGCUUUUUGGUCUGGCAGAUCAGAGUUCGGUGCAUCUUUGCUGCGCUUCGAAGAUUCCUCCACCCGAGAGAGAAGGCAAUUUAGGCUGCUCCUCCCUUUCGCCUCCUGUGGCUCAGCGCCCCAAGGGCCGUCAGUUACCUCUAGCAACCAUCCGCCCCUGGCUGCCUUUCGGCCUGAUUCCAGGCAAAUUAAGAUGCAAAGCCCUUAGCAGCACUCUCUGAAUUGCGCCUCUGGGGGGCUUCUUCGAAGGGCCAUAUUCAAGACAUUCUAGAAGGGGUUGACCCGUGGGAGAUCUCACGCCACGUUCCUCCCGACGGGUGGUUUUUGUUUCUUUCCCCACGGGAAGCGCUUUAACUAAGCAAGUUUUUAAAGGGGAGGCGGCUGUCCUUCAUCCAAGGAGCUCCUUCCCACAUGGCCCUCUGUCGACAAGUGGAAUGGUUUCAAUACCACCGGUUCGGCUUUGAAGCACGCAGAACUUUCCCCUGCUCUUGACAGCCCUCCCGAUGGGGUGGCAGGCCCACGUCAAGUCUUGAACGAAACACGGUGCUCCCUUGGACCGGGAGAACUGGGUUUGCAGAUUUUGACCCUAACGUGUCGGCUUGGGUCAACUCCCACUGUUUAUGUAUUGAGCCGGGUGGGAAACGGAGGCGAGCAAAAGACCCUCGUACGAAGGCAAGCGAGGAGGAGAAAGCCAUGCAUAAAACGAUGCACACUGAGGAGAAAGCGGAUAAGGAUAGAUUUUUCUUCCUUGCCAUCACUGGGAUCCAUUGGGGUCAUCCAAGGAAACUGGUGGAAGAUUCAGGGUAGACGAAAGGAAUAACAAUAAUAAUAAAUUUUAUUUAUACCCCGCCCUCCCCAGCCAAGACCGGGCUCAGGGUGGCUAACAACCAAUAAUAAAAACAAGUUGAUUAAAAUACAAUUUAAAAAGCAAGAUUAAAAUACAACAUUAAAGCAUUAGGAUGCAGCCUCUUCACAAGAGGAGAAAGGAAAAAGAAAGAGGGGGAGGGAAUCAAACUGAUUCUAAGCCAAAGGCCAGGUGGAACAACUCUGUCUUACAGGAAAGCGUUGGCACAAAGUUAAACUGUGGAAUUUGCAACGUUAAACCUGGUUUAGUGAUGGCCACCGAUUUUGAUGUCUUUAAAAGACAAAGCUCAUGGAGGAUGAAGCGAUCGAUGGCUGCUAGACAUGAUGACUAUAGUGGAACUGUUGGGGGCCUCUGAAGACCAGAGUGGCUGGCCACUGGAAACAAGAGGCUGGCUGGAUCAGCCUUUGGCCUGAUCCUGCAGGGCUCUUCUUAUGAGCUUAUGACCUGUGUUCUGGGGCUGAUCCUUGCGUGUAAAGAUGCGUCCCUCGCUGUACGAGACACCUGCUGAUUUAGUAGCUUUUGUGGCUGGCAGUGUGCCUUAAAUCUAAUUUUCCUUUUCUUUCUUUCUCUCCCCACUCCCCCUUCCUGCCUUCCCCAACACAGGCGUUUUGCAACUCUUACAGUCUCGGACUUCGCGCAAGUUCCUGGCUUGCCGCCUCACGCCCGACAUGGAGACCAAGCUGCUCUUCAUGACCUCCCGGGUAACACCUUUUUUUGUUGUUGGUUGCACUUUUGGGUAUGCAAGCCUCCCGAAACAGUUUACAACAACCCAUUAUUAUUAAUAUUUAACACUUACAGAGCAGGGGAAGAUCUCAAAAGGGCACCGUAGCACCUGUCAACCCCUGGCCUUAUGUGGUUACCACGAAUUCCAUCCCCUCUUAUUUCCCUUCCCAUCUUCACCCCAACUGAGUUCAUGCAACUUGAUGCUUAUAGGACAGCCACUACAGAGCAGUAUAGCUCAGUUCUGGAGGACCUCCUUUGCAAACAGAGAGUCUCAGAUUCAAAUCCCUGGCAUCAGUGGUUAAAAGUGGCUUAGGCAGCAGGCGAGGUGGAAGCCAGUCAGAGUAGACAAAUAGUAGGCUAAACGGACUAAUGGUCUGAGUCAGUAUAUGGCAGCUUCCUAAAGGCUCCUAGUCAUCUGCAUCCCCAUCUACAGACAACAAAGGCAGUUCUGCUGUCGCUUUCACACCGACCAACCAAAAAUGGUUGUUUCCAAGCACUACAGAGAAUAAAACAGUGCCGGACAUACACUGUUUUUUCAAUGGAAUGGCUGCAAAAUUCCAUUUUCCAAUAGGCUGUGUGUGGGUUGCUUUUCUAAAUCAGAUUCAAACUUUGUGCAAGUUUCUAGCCUUCAUGGCUGGAAACUAUUCAUGAAAUCGUGUGGGUUAUGCCUGGUGAAAAGAAAAACCAGGAAAUGUAGAAGGAUGCCUGAAUUAAGAGUUCAGGUGUUGAUGGGCCCCAAUAGCAUGGCACCUUCCAACCUCCCUCUCUCCCUCGUCUCCCUCCAGGUGCGCUUUGGCCAGCAGAAGCGCUACCAAGACUGGUUCCAGCGGCAGUACCUCUCCACCCCGGACAGCCAGUCCCUGCGCUGUGACCUCAUCCGCUACAUCUGCGGGGUGGUCCACCCGUCCAACGAGGUGCUGAGCUCCGACAUCCUCCCUCGCUGGGCCAUCAUUGGCUGGCUGCUCACCACCUGCACGGUAAGGCGGCUCACUGGGACGAGAGCGCAGGCAACACCGGAGGGUUUCCUCCCAGGUUUUGCAGGCAGAGCUCUGUCGAACCGGAAGAGCUGCGUGUGGGUGUUUGUGAACAUUCUGCAUCACCCAGAGAGCACCUGUCGGCUGCCUUGCUGUCCCCAGCAUCCUGUUCCCACAGUGGCCGCCCAGGUAGCCCCAGUGGGAAACCCUCAAGCCACCAACGUAGACGUCUCCGAAAGACGAUUAGACAAAUUCGUGGAUGGAAGGGCUAUUGAUGACUAUGGACUAUGCUCUGCCUUCCACAGUUGGAGCCAACAGCUCUUCUGAAUACCAGUUGCUGGAAACCACAGGUGGAAAGAGCUGCUCUUAAGCUUGAAUCUUGCUUGCAUGUUUCCCAUCGCACCAUCCACUUGGCCACUGUGAGAACAGGACGCUGGACUAGAUGGGUCCUUUUGGGCCUGAUCCUGCAAGGCUGGCUUCCCCCAGCCAUUCUGGGAUACUUCCAACACAUAUAAAAACAGACUAAAACCCCAGACAUUAAAAACUUCCUGAUACAGAGCUGCCUUCAGAUGUCUUCUAAAAGUUGUGUACGUAUUUAUUUCCUGGACAUCUGAUGGGAGGGCGUUCCAAAGGGAGGGUGCCACUACCAAGAAGACCCUCUGCCUGGUUCACUGUAACCUCACUUCUCGCAGUGAGGGAACCGCCAGAAGGCCCUCAGAGCCUUCUGAACGGUGGGGGUGGAGACGCUCCUUCAGGUAUACAGGGCCGAGGCCAUUGGUAGCCUUAACAAUGGCAAGAAUAGACCUAGCGCUACUCACAGUAGACCCAUUGAAAUUAAUGGACCUGCUUAGCUUAGGCCUAUUAAAUUUAAUGGGCCUACUCUGAUUAAAAUGUGAUUAGCUACAAUCCAACACCGUUAUUUUUUCUAAAACAACAUACAUUACUCGGACACCACCCCUCCUAGCUUUUCUACAGAAUCUCAUUCCUCAAGGCGCUCUGGCCGUGAUGCCCCAGGAAACGUUUCUGGAUCCUGCUACUCGUUUCUGUAAUCGCCCUGUUCUUUUAAAGUGAGGUUUGUGUCUGGGAAGCCAAGAACAACACCGUCGAGACCAGCUGCUGCAAAAAAUAAUAAUAAUGUGGUGAUAAUAAUCUCAGCAAUAAUAGAUUUCCAAGAAAUUCAAGAGCGGGUAUUUUUAGCUCUCCAAAUCCAACCGGUGUUAUUUAUUUGCUUUAACGCAGCAGAGAUGUCUAACCUGGGCCUAGCAGCUUACAAGGGCUGCAUUGAUACCUGCGAUGGGAUCCAGCUACAAAUGCAUCUCUGCCCUCACCUGAACGAGCCAGUUUCCAUUCAGGGUACACCAGGAAAGCCUUCCUGGAUCAGGCCAGGCCCAUCUAGUCCAGCGUCCUGUUCUCACCGCAGCAAGCCAAGUGCCCAGAUGCAGUAUUUUCCAGUUUUGGGUUAAACCACAGAGCCUAGGACUUGCCGAUCAGAAGGUCGGCGGUUCGAUUCCCCGCGACGGUGUGAGCUCCCGUUGCUCGGUCCCUGCUCCUUCCAACCUAGCAGUUCAAAAGCACGUCAAAGUGCAAGUAGAUAAAUAGGUACCACUCCGGCGGGAAGGUUUCUGUGCGCUGCUGUGGUUCGCCAGAAGCGGCUUAGUCAUGCUGGCCACAUGACCCAGAAGCUGUAUGCCGGCUCCCUCGGCCAAUAAAGCGAGAUGAGCGCCGCAACCCCAGAGUCGAUCACGACUGGACCUAAUGGUCAGGGGUCCCUUUACCUUUACCUAGAUGCUGUGGACCCCCCUACUUUUGAAAACGUUGGUAUCUCUGCGGUAGUUUUCGUUACGUCGACGGUGCCGCCGUACCCUUCAACAUGUCCCAGAGCAAAACCGGGACAUGCGUCUUCUGGGCCUUGCUCUCGCACAAGUCACGUGACCCGCACGAGAGCACAGUGCAUUUGGGGGCCCCACGAUCUCUCAUGUUUUUUGGGAGCUCCCCAAAAACAGGAUGUCCCAGACAGUUGAUGGGUGUGUGUUGCCCCUGUGGUCUGUGGACCACCAGUUCAAAAGCACUGCCCCUAGUGGGAAGCUCACCAGCGGAAUUGAACGCAAGGAUGCCUUUCCUUUCAGUGGUUUCCCGCAACCGGCAUUCAUGGCCACAACACCGCCUCUGGCAGUGGAGAUAGAAGAUAGCCAUUGUGGCCUGUAGCCAUUGGCAGCGUUGCCCUCCAUGAAGCCAUCCGAGUUGGUAGCCAUCUCCGCCUCCUGCGGGCGGGGGGGGGGAGAGAUGUGGCCAUCACCUGGUUCUGCCGGUGGCAGAUCUGUUGUCCUCCCCCCUCGUUCGCUCGCUCUCACACACGCACACAUUAACAUUCCCAGCCCCUCUGACUCUGCCGCUUAAUUGCCACUGGCUUCCCAGCUAAUUAAGGUCUGCAGCCUGGCUUGACUCUCUGACAACGCAGACCACAUUUCAUUUGCCUGAUGGUUAUUGGAAGGGAUGGAGGCGAGGCAGCUAAUGAACAAAGGGAAUUAAAAGCUGGGGCUUUGGAACGGCCUCUCUGAACAAGUUUGGCAGGGCGCUGCUUCUAGGGGAGAGGCGAAGACCGCCCAGAGUGGCAUGGCACAACCACUCAGAUGGGCAGGGUACAAAUAAUAAAAUUAUUAUUAAGGCUUUUUUUCUGGAACCCACCUUGGAAACCUUUAGAGCUGCGGGGGGUUCGUAGAAGGAAGGGAAGGGUCUUGUUUUCCCUGCAUAAGGCAUUUCCUCGUUUCCUUAACGGGAGGCUAGAUAUCCCUAAUAAACUGCCUUUCUCUUGGGUGGGUUUCCUGCUAUGUUUAUGAGCAGGUUGCCAUUUCUGAGGCUUUGAAAUAAGGUUCCCCUCUUCCAAAUCAAAUCAAAUUGGCUGCCGACUCUGGCUGCAACCUCUCGACCUCAGCCACUCUCUCGAGUCACUUGAUGACAAUUUAGCCGCAGAAAGCUCACACUCUCCGCUCUUGCAGUCGUCCUGGUCGAGGACACUGCCCCUCUGCUCUGGAUUGCAAUCGCAGGCCGUUUGAGCAGAGUGCACUUUUGGCAGCCCCGCUGGAGGGGAGCUUGCCGAUAUUCCCUCGGAAGUCCAGGGGUCAAGCCACUGAGCUGCCUGGAAGGGGCUCCAUGGCUCCAUCUGUGGGGCGUUGCAUGACCUUAGAAGGCUCUUAACGAUUGGGGACCAGAAAGCCACAAGGGUCGGUUAACCCCUCAUGUCCCCAGCCGAUCUCUGAGGUCGGGUCGUCGUUAUUGGUCCCGUACAUGGCUCUGAUCUGCUGUGUGUUUAGUAUUAUGGGACCCCUUUGAUGAAACUCCCUUCUAGCUUAGGUCAGGCAGGUCCUCUCUCUCUGCUGAACUUCUGGCGCCUACCAAAGACUUUAAAAUUCUUGGUACAGUGGUACCUCGGGUUAAGUACUUAAUUUGUUCUGGAGGUCCAUUCUUAACCUGAAACUGUGCUUAAGCUGAAGCACCACUUUAGCUAAUGGGGCCUCCUGCUGCCGCCAUGCCGCCGGAGCACGAUUUCUGUUCUCAUCCUGAAGCAAAGUUCUUAACCUGAAGUGCUAUUUCUGGGUUAGCGGAGUCUGUAUCUUGAAGCGUAUGUAACCUGAAGCGUAUGUAACCUGAGGUACCACUGUACUUUGGUAAUCCACUUGGAAACCAUUGUGGUUAAGUGGUAUAUCAGUUGUUUAAAUAAAAAUAAAUAGAUUUAGUCACCAGGCAGAGAUGUUCUGGCUGAUAGUUUUGAACCUUUCCAGCCCUUAUAGGCCUCUCUCCUGUCCAGUUUUUGGGAAUGAGGCUGCCCUUGAUUCCUGCCAGCUCUGGUUUUUGUGUUGAAACCAGCCCAGUUUGCUCAAGAGUUGAUUUUUUUCCCUUGGAAACAAAAGACUCAGUUAUAUGUGAAUAGCCACCUUUCUCAGUGCUGUUCAGAUGUGUUUGUGUCCCCUCCUCCCAACUCUUAUUCCUUCCUGUGUUGUUUAUUUUACUUAUUCUAUUCGGACACUUUCCCCCAUCCAUUGAUCCUCCGAGCGGCUUAACGAAACUUCAAUAAAACGUAUGAGAAAUAAAUAAAUUAGAACAAUACCAUCCGUAGAAAUAACCACAUUUUUGAAAAAUGAAAAAUCGACAGCACAAGCAAUGCAGGAUCCAGGUUCUGUCUGAGACCAUGUGAACAUGUGUGGUGUGAUGUCAUGACGCCACCGUGCCUGACGCGAUGACAUCAUCAGACAUCGCCUAAUGCAUUCCCCUUGGGCAUUGAGUCAGACUCGGCGACGCAGUGUCCUCGCCGAGGGCAUUUUAAAUAAGUAAAGCUCUUUCCCAACAUUGCCGGAAAGGAGAGGGGCGUGUUUUGGCACCACUCAUGAAAACUAUUAAGCCCUUUGAACAUUUUUUACUUUCGCAAACUCUGAGCGUAACUCCGGUGUGGUUUCCCGAGGCCCAGGCUCUGCGGUCUUGGUGGCUGCCCUCAAGGCAACUGGGGCUUAGCCCAGCUGGCAAGUGGAGAAGGGUGAAUAAGCGGCUGCACAUCCUUAUUAUGCAGCCGCGUCGCUUAUCCUGAAACAGAAGCAAGCCCUGUGGGAUGUGUGCGAGUGUUGUCCCUGCCUCCCCAAUAACUAACCGUAAAGUUGGCAAAAAUGUACAAAAAUCCAUCUAAGUUAUGCUGGAAAUGUAAGGAUAGCAAAACAACAACAACAAACCUAUGGUUACGUGAAACAUACUCAAUAAACACACAAGACGUAACCGGCUGUACUUUUGAAUAAAUAAGGUAUACAGUUAAGUACUUAAUUCGUUCCGGAGGUCCGUACUUAACCUGAAACUGUUCUUAACCUGAAGCACCACUUUAGCUAAUGGGGCCUCCUGCUGCUGCCGCGCUGCCGGAGCACGAUUUCUGUUCUCAUCCUGAAGCAAAGUUCUUAACCUGAAGCACUAUUUCUGGGUUAGCAGAGUCUGUAACCUGAAGCGUAUGUAACCCGAGGUACCACUGUACUAUUCAUUGUAUCAAUUGUAGAUAUUGGACUCUAUGAACAGACAGGUGGAAUAGACACUUAUACAUGUACGGACCUUAUGCAUGAACUGACUAGAGAAUGAACUGAUCCAUUGGGUCUUCUGCUUUUUUCGUUGAACUUUAUGAGACUUCCGUUGAAAUCUACAAUUGAUACAAUGAACAGUAUACCAUAUUUAUUCAAAAGUACAGCCGGUUAUGUCUUGUGUGUUUAUUGGAAAUGUAAGGAUAGCGAGGGUACCUUUUACCAUAUGUGGUGGCCAUGUAAAGGGCUUCUGGGAAAUGAUAUAUAAUGAACUGAAGAAACCGUUUAAGAUAACGUUUACUAAAAAAAAAAAAAACCAGAAGCCUUUUUACUAGGUUUAACAGGAAAUACCAAGAGACCUAAAAAGACAGUUUGUGUAUGCGACAACAGCUGCAAGAAUGUUAGCCCAGAUGUGGAAGGAGGAGAAGGUCCCAACCAAAGGAAGAGUAGAUUACCAAAAUGAUGGACUAUGCCGAAAUGGCAAAGAUGACAAAAAAUGUAAUCAAGAAUGGGAAAAUUUUGUAGAAUACCUUAAAAGCCACCGUAGUUACUUAGAAACAUUAGCAGGAUUGAUAUAACAUUUCUGAAGUAAAAUGAUCUAAAGUAGUAAAUAAGGAGAUGAAAUAGAAUGCAUAGAUAUAAUUUCAGUGGUACCUUGGUUUACGAACUUAAUCCCUUCUGGAAUUCCGUUCUUAAACCAAAGCAUUCUUAAACCAAGGUGUGCUUUCUCAUAGCAGCGGGGGAACCCAGUUUACAAAUGGAACACACUCAAUAUGUUCUGCUUCCAAGGCAAAGUUCACAAACCAAAACACCUACUUCCGGGUUUGCAGCGUUCUUAAUCCAAGUUGUUCAUAAACUAAGCUAUUCAUAAACUAAGGUACCACUGUAUAUGCAAGAAAAGAGGGUGAAAUAUGGAAACCAGCAGGGGACAGGGGAAAGUGCGAGGGGUUUGUAUAAUCCCAGUCCUGUAAAUACGAAAAAUGUUUGGAGUGUAUGGAAAUAAUGUGAAUAUAAAAAACUGAAAGGGGGGACAGAAGAACUAACUGCCUAGCUCUGCAGCCUCUAGCACUGGCUAUAGAGGGGGAAUUUAAUCUCUGGGACCCAGGAUUGCUUCCUCAAGCCCUCCACACUGUGCAGCUGAUCUGGCAGGCGCAGACGAAACAGGUGUUGCAGUUGUAUUCAUAGUCUCUCUUUUCUACCCCUUCCAGUCCAACGUAGCUGCAUCCAACGCCAAGCUGGCCUUGUUCUACGACUGGCUAUUCUUCAACCCCGAGAAGGACAGCAUCAUGAACAUCGGUAUGGAGAAACCCCUCCCUCCCUAGCUUCCUUGGGGCUGCCUGUGUCCCUUCUCCUGUCUCACACACCUAGGUUCCAGCCUCUUUCCAGCCCAAUCUAUAACGGAGAGGUUGUUGCAAUUGGCGUCCAAGGGAUGCGUAGCAAAUGUUGUCACCUUCUCUAAAUUAUCAUUAAAAACAGCUGCUAUUAUUAUUAUUAUUAUUAUUAUUAUUAUUAUUUUAUGCAUUUGUCUCUUUUUCUACGGAAAGCCACCCAAAACAACUUAAAAAACCAAACAUGACCCCCAUCCCAUCUGUGCUGUACAUUUCAAGCGCUAUGGUACCAUGUUAACAACCAUGACUCCCUCCCCCUGCAAAGAAUCCUGGGAAUUGUAGUUUAAGGGUGCUGAGAGUUGGUAGCAGACAUGCGCCCCGUUCCCCUACAGUUCCCAGAGUUGCCUGGGAAGAGGGUUUGAUUGUUAAGCCACUCUCGGAAUUGUAUAAGACGAAAAGAAUGUUCAAAAAUUGAGGUCGUCUUAUACAUGCAUAGUUCAGAGUGGGGACGGGUGAUUGGUUGCUGCUGCGAGUAGGAGAUUGUCAGUGGUGGUUUUUCUGGUAAUUGGCGGCUGCGAUUGGCUGUUGUUGCGGCAAUUGGGCGGGAAAUUGGCGGCUGCUGGCGGUGAGCGGGCAGACGAUUUUUGGCUUCUGCUACAUCUGCUAGUGGCAGCAUUGGCCAGGUGGGUGAGCAAUCCCCCCCCCCAAAAAAAGUUCAACAACCCUGGGCAAUCUCCCCACAUUUUCUUAAUUUUGAGUCCCCCCCAAAAUAGGGGGCGUCUUAUACACGGAAAAGUACGGUACUUGCUGAUCUAGUUCACUAUUUUCAUUCCAUGUUGAAACUGAUUAUGUCUACCCUGUGCCCUAAAUAUUGAUGUGAGCAAAAUUGCCGCCCUUUGUGCUUCUAAUACAGGCAGCGUUGUUCAGAAAAGAAUUAAGCCUUUAUAUUUGACUCCUCAAAUGUAACGCCGGCUGUUCUUUUCCUUUGCAGAGCCUGCCAUCUUGGUCAUGCACCAUUCCAUGAAACCUCACCCGGCCAUCACCGCCACUCUGCUGGACUUCAUGUGUCGGGUAAGCCACCCCGCCCCAGGGCAUCUGACGAUAGUCAAGGCGAUGUGUGGUCCACCCUUGGCUCCAUUUCCAAGUCAGAUCCCUCGUAAAGCGGUGACCUCCCGAUUAGACUACAUUUCCCAUCAGCCCCAGCCAGCAUGGCGAAUGGUCAGGGGUGAUGGGAGUUGUAGUCCAGCAACACCUGGCAGGCCACAGGUCCCCCAUUAAAGCACCCACAGAGGCGCCCAGUGUGUCUCCAUUAUAUAUUUUCUCUUUUGCCGAUGAUGCUUCUCUUUUAUCCUGUCCUAAUAUUCAUCUCGGAGACUGAGGUCCAGCUCCCAGGGCCUUCUGGCGGUUCUCUCACUGCAGUAAGCGAAGUUACAGGGAACCAGGCAGAGGGCCUUCUCGGUAGUGGUGCCCUCCCUGCGGAACACCCUCCCUUCAGAUAUCAAGGAGAUAAAUAACUAUACGACUUUGAGAAGACAUCUGAAGGCAGCCAGACGGGUGGCAUAUAAAUUUAUUAUUGUUGCUAUUCCGUCCAUCUGACUAGGUUGCCCCAGCCACUCUGGGCAACUUCCAACAGAAUAUAAAAAGCGCAGCAAAACAUCAGACAUUAAAAGCUUCCCGAUACAGGGCUGCCUUCAGAUGUCUUCUAAAAGUCAGAUAGUUGUUUAUUUCCUUGACAUCUGAUGGGAGGGAGUUCCGCAGGGCGGGCGCCACUACCGAGAAGGCCCUCUGCCUGGUUCCCUGUACCUUCGCUUCUCGCAGCGAGGGAACCGCCAGAAGGCCCUCAGCGUUGGACCUCAGUGUCCGGGCUGAACAAUGGGUGUGGAGACACUCCUUAAGGUAUACAGGGCCGUUGAGGACUUUAAAAGUCAGCACCAACACUCUGAAUUGCACUCAGAAACGUACUGGGAGCCAAUGUAGGCCUUUCAGGACCCGUGUUACAUGGUCCCAGCGGUCGCUCCCAGUCACCAGUCUUUGGCCUUUGAGAUUUGUGUUGCCUUUGUGACACCACUUCUGUCCUCCAUGGUUCUAUAUGCAAUCUUUGCUUUGCUUAAUUGUUUUAAUAAUAAUAAUAAUAAUAUUUAUUUAUUUAUUUAUACAUACAUACAUACAUACAUACAUAUCCCGCCCAUCUGGCUGGGUUUCCCAGGCAGUCUGGGUGGCUUUCAACAGAAUAUUAAAAUGCAAUCUAUUAAACAUUAAAAGCUUCCCUAAAACAGGGCUGCCUUCAGAUGUCUCCUAAAAGUCUGGUAGUUGUUUUUUCCUUUGACAUCUGGUGGGACGGAGUUCCACAGGGCGGACGCCACUACCGAGAAGGCCCUCUGUCUGGUUCCCUGUAACUUUGCUUCUCGCAGCGAGGGAACCACCAGAAGGCCCUCGGAGCUGGACCUCAGUGUCUGGGCAGAACGAUGGGGUGGAGACGCUCCUUCAGGUAUACUGGGCCGAGGCCGUUUAGGGCUUUAAAGGUCAGCGCCAACACUUUGAAUUGUGCUCGGAAACAUACUGGGAGCCAGUGUAGGUCUUUCAAGACCGGUGUUAUGUAGUCUCAGCGGCCGCUCCCAGUCACCAUUCUAGCCAAUCAAUGACUGAUAGCCAUGAUAGCUGUGCUCUGCCUCUACGGUCAGAGGGAACGAUGCUUUUGAAAUAGCGGCAGCUGGAAAUCCAAGGAGAGAGUUGUUCUUGUGCUCAGGUCCUGCGUGACGGUUUCUCAUUUGGCUGGCCAUCGUGAGAACAGGAUGUUGGACUAGUUGGGCCCCUGGCCUGGGUUCUUCAUACGUUCUCUACUGGGGAGCUUGUCAAAAAUCUCGUAAAUAAAAUGAAAAUUUUCUCUCCUUUCUCUCCUUCUUUUCAGAUCAUUCCUAAUUUUUACCCCGCGUUGGAGGCCCAUGUGCGGCAAGGCGUCUUCAACUCCCUCACCCACAUCGUGGAUAAGCGAGUCCUGGCGUAAGGAGAUGGCCAAUUUUCUGAGCUUUCUUGAGCCCCCUACCUCCCCCCAGUCCUCAAGCCACCAGUUCCCUCCAGAGGCAGACUGCCGCUGUCAGCAAGGAACCUUAGGUUUCCAAUGGGCCAGGGUUCCAACUGCUCCCUGCCUAACUUAAUUAGCCCCUGUGGAUAGCUCAGUCGGUAGAGCGUGAGAUUCCUAAUCUUGGGGGCCGUGGGUUCAAGCCCCAUGUUGGGCAAAAUAUUCCUGAGUCAUAGCAGGUUGGACUUGAUGACCCCCGUGGUCCCUUUCGGUUCCAUGAUUCUAGUGUUUUACUGCAUUUAUUUCUGGCAGGGUGGAUUUGAUUUAAAUCAAAUCGAUUUAAAUCACUGGUCAGUAAGACUUCAUUUAAGUCUUCUUUUUUUACCGAAAGACAUUCCUGCUGGUAUAAUCUUAAUAUUUACAACCAGAUGAAGGUUUCAUUUUUCCAGAAUAGCUUUUACAGUUAUAUCAGAAAUUACUGAUUUGGUUAUACUAGUAGAAACACAUAGACAGAUAAUAUUGAAAUCUAUUGUGAGGUUUAAUAAGUUAACUGAUUAUAUUUGGACAACCUUUCUGCUGUACUUCAUUGGAAGGAGGAAAACAAUCAUUUCCUUAAUAACAAUUUAAACAAUUUAUUUAACUAAAACAGUAACAUUGUAGCAUAUGUAUCCAUGUUUGUUAACUGAUGUGGUUAAACUUUUUUUAAAAAACCCCCAACUUAGACAGAGUUUCAGCACACAUGAAAAACAAAUCCUUAUUUCCUGAUGAAUAGCCUUUGAACUAUAAUGUAACUUAAAAAGAAAACUAUCUUUAGAAAGAUUUUUUUCCUCCAAAAGCAUUUUAUUUUAAAUAUCCAAUUUAAAUAAAAAAAAUUGAUAUAAAUUUUAAAAAUGUGAUUUAUUUAUUUUUUAAAUCAUUGAUUUUUAUCCAUCCCGAUUCCUGGGCUCCUUUGGGUGGAAAGGUAGGAUAUAAAUGUAAAAAUAAAGCAUUGCAUAUUUCUUCACCACCAUCACCCUCCGCUUUUUGCAGGCACCUGGCUCCUCUUUUUGACAACCCAAAGCUGGAUAAAGAACUCCGGGCCAUGCUGAGAGAGAAAUUUCCAGAGUUCUGCAGUUCCCCUUCGCCUCCCGUUGAAGGUAGAAUUGAGGCAGAUGGGUCGAGGGGGUUGGAUUAUACGACACCUUCAGGGCUGCCUCAGCAUAGUCUAUCAGCUCCCUAAGGAAUUACUAAGAAAGGCAGUCCGUCAGGGUUGCAGAGCCCGACUGCCAGCAGACGACAUGCCCAGUGUCUGGGGGAUGAUGGGAGUUGUAGUCCAGCAACGUCCGGAAGGCGUUGAGUUCCCCGGCCAAUCAGGGAUCACGUAUUAGAUGUCGGAGCUGAAAGUUCUGGGCAGGAGCUAUGCAGUUCUGUUGAAGCAAAACCAUGUUGCACUAACCUAGGGGUCAGCGAACUUUUUCAGCAGGGGGCCGGUCCACUGUCCCUCAGACCUUGUGGGGGCCAGGACGAUAUCUUUUGCAAAAUAAAUAAAUAAAUAAUGAACAAAUUCCUAUGAACCACAAAUAACCCAGAGAUGCAUUUUAAAUAAAAGGAGACAUUCUACUCAUGUAAAAACACGCUGAUUCCCAGACUGCCGGAUUUGGAAGGCAAUUGGGCCGGAUCCGGCCCUCGGGCCUUAGUUUGCCUACCCAUGCACUAACCCAUUGUCUGUUUUAAAACUGUGGCUUCACUAUCAACAUCUCUCCCACCUCACUUGUGGUCUUGUGGUGAGCCCAGUCCAGGAAUAGGCCAAUAACAAACCUCAGUUUAUUUCUGGCUUACAGCUUCCUUAUUUGGCCAACGCAAAUCAACCACGUUCCGGAUUCACACGACAAUACGAGCCAUUUAAUGCCGGGUCAUGCUGCUUACGACACCCAUGGGUGUGAGGGAAAGCCGUCCAGGGGUGGACUAUUCCUGAUGAAGGGUGAAGCCUUCCAAACAGCUGAGAGUUGGGGGGCAGCUUAAGGACAGAACAAAUAGAUUCAUGGCACCUGUUCUUUGCAGUCUAGGUUCCCUGUUUCAUUUGAUGCACAAUCUUGGAAGGCUGCUGCCAGCCUGAGUAGACAGCACUGGACUAGGUGGAGCAGUGAUGUGGCUCAGGAUUGGGCAAGUGCCUCUGAAGAUUGCAUUGAAAUUGGGGCUGGGGGGAGGGCAGCUUUCCAUAGGAGAAGCUGACUUAUACCGGAUCUGGCCUUUGGUCCAUUCUAGCUCAUACUGUCUACACUGACUGGCAGCAGCUGUCCGGGAAUUUGGGAGGGAUAAUUCCUAGUCCUUCCUGGAGAUGCCGGGUAUUGAACCCAGGACCUUCUGUGUGCAAAGCAGACGCUGUACCACUAAACCAAAACCUUGCAGUGUGGAACAGGUCAAAACAGCUUCUGGGAAGCGAGUAUUCCUUGCCCCGCUGCCAGCCACUUCUCUUUGCGUUCCUCCUAGCAGUGAAAAUUGAGGAGCCGGUUUCCAUGGAGAUGGACAAUCACAUGUCCGACAAAGAUGACAGUUGCUACGACAACGCAGAGGCCGCCUUCAGCGACGACGAAGAGGACUUGAACAGCAAAGGUGAGGAAGUCUUCCGCAAAAGUUGCUGUGCGUCCCCACAACUUUCUUGCUCCCUGGGACACAGUUGUGUCCCGGGAAAGGUUCUUGUACACGCAACAGGGCUGUGAGAGGAGAAGCCGCCACGCUCACACACAGUCUUGUUUUUCAAGGAGUCUGUUUCCAGCCAACUGUGGCCCUGGGCAAACACAAUAACAACAGCAACAAUGGUUUCUGCAAACUAUUGUUGUUGUUGCUUAGUCGUUUAGUUGUGUCCAACUCUUCGUGGACCAGAACACGCCAGGCACUCCUAUCUUCCACCGCCUCCUGCAGUUUGGUCAAACUCUUGCUGGUAGCUUCGAGAACACUGUCCAACCAUCUCGUCCUCUGUCGUCCCCUUCUCCUUGUGCCCUCCAUCUUUCCCAACAUCAGGGUCUUUUCCAGGGAGUCUUCUCUUCUCAUGAGGUGGCCAAAGUAUUGGAGCCUCAGCUUCAGGAUCUGUCCUUCCAGUGAGCACUCAGGGCUGAUUUCCUUCAGAAUGGAUAGGUUUGAUCUUCUUGCAGUCCAUGGGACUCUCAAGAGUCUCCUCCAGCACCAUAAUUCAAAAGCAUCAAUUCUUCGGCGAUCAGCCUUCUUUAUGGUCCAGCUCUCACUUCCAUACAUCACUGCUGGGAAAACCAUAGCCUUAACUAUACGGACCUUUGUUGGCAAGGUGAUGUCUCUGCUUUUUAAGAUGCUGUCUAGGUUUGUCAUUGCUUUUCUCCAAGAAGCAGUCGUCUUUUAAUUUCGUGACUGCUGUCACUAUCUGCAGUGAUCAUGGAGCCCAAGAAAGUAAAAUCUCUCACUGCCUCCAUUUCUUCCCCUUCUAUUUGCCAGGAGGUGAUGGGACCAGUGGCCAUGAUCUUCGUUUUUUUAAUGUUGAGCUUCAGACCAUAUUUUGCGCUCCUCUUUCACCCUCAUUAAAAGGUUCUUUAAUUCCUCCUCACUUUCUGCCAUCAAGGUUGUGUCAUCUGGAUAUCUGAGGUUGUUGAUAUUUCUUCCGGCAGUCUUAAUUCUGGCUAGGGAUUCAUCCAGCCCAGCCUUUCGCAUAAUGAAUUCUGCAUAUAAGUUAAAUAAGCAGGGAGACAAUAUACAGCAAACUAUAGUUCGGGUCUUAUCCUAAAUAUUGAGUGAAUCCCUGGUUUAAGAUUCCAAACCACGCCUGUUCCCCAGCAGGCAUGUUUAGGGCAGAGAGAGAGGGGAAAAGAAGCCUUAUCUCAAACAUGGUUUGUUUGGCGCAACACUCAACCAUGCUUAACACAAACCAGGGCGUAGGCCAAAGCCACUUGAGAGCAUGGCUUUCGUCCACCCCUUAACCGUGGUUUAGGUGUUCAGAAAGAAACACAUAACCACGGCUAAAGAGGACAAACCUGGUUGAACGGUUUGCUCUCUCGCAUUUUGUGCUGGCCUGCUUGGUGACUCUUGUCUACGGUUUCUGAGAGGUCUUUUGUGCCUUUCAAGUCCGGCCCCACAUAUGUGGGGAGGGGUUGUUGUACCAGCAAGAGCUGAAAUCCAAGAUCUAAGCCCAAAACAUUGAGGGUGUCUGGCUUCCUUUUGAAUGUGUUCUCCCGCUAUCCCACUGACAGAAUUCCUUGUUUGGGAUUUGACUCCUUGAAUAUGCAGGGAGGCAGGAUAAGUGCAUCAGAAAAGUCUGGCUGUGGGAUCAGACCAAACACUUACCUGGUCCAGCAUCCUAUUGUCACGGGGGCCAACCAGAUGCCUCUGGGAAUCCCGCAAUCAAAUCUCCCUGCGGAAUCCGCCUUUCUGCUUAAGCGAGGCUUAACGUUUCUCGUGUGUGCGUGUGCAUUUCUGAACCCGGCUUGGCGUUCCUCCCUCCCUCGCAGGGAAAAAGCGGGAGUUCCGGUUCCACCCGAUCAAAGAGGCCGUCGUAGAAGAGCCGGUGGACAUCACCCCUUUCCUGGACCAGUUGGACGAGACCCUCAAGGACAAAGUCCUCGUGCUGCAGAAGGGGAGGUCAGUACAGAGGCUGUGGGUCUGAGGAGCAUGUGAUUAUGUAGGGCAGAGUUGUGGGCAGACACCCAAAAACAGAAGACGAGUCUGCUGGAUCCGGCCAGCAGCCCUUCGAGCCUAGCACCCUGCUCUCGCUGUCGCUGAGCAGAUCUCUAAAUGGGGAGCCCACCUGUGUUUCCCAGAGACUGGUAUCUGGGGCCCCUCCUGAUGUAGCUGGACUUCAACUCUCAGCAGCCAGCAGAGGCCAUGGUCAGAGAUGAUGAUGGGCGUUGAGGUCCUCUGAAAUGCUACAGGUUCCCUUUCCCAGGUCUAGGACUUUUCCUCUUAACUCACCAAUCAGCUUAUUUUGAGAGAGUGUGACUUGCCCUGGUGAGCAUUUGGUGACAAAGCAUGUACAAUGGUACCUCGUGUUACUUACGCUUCAGGUUACAGACGCUUCAGGUUACAGACUCCGCUAAUAGUCUGUAGUACCUCAGGUUAAGCACUAUGCUUCAGGAUGAGAACAGAAAUUGUGCUGUGGCAGCGGGAGGCCCCAUUAGCUAAAGUGGUACCUGAGGUUAAGAACAGUUUCAGGUGAAGAACGGAGCUCCGGAACGAAUUAAGUUCUUAACCCGAGGUACCACUGUAUUUGAACCCACAUGUCCCUAAACCACAGUGCCUCUCUGCCCCUCCCUGUUCCUUUUGAUGCUUAUCGCCCUCCCUACAUAGGGAGACCACCAAACAUCCCCCCCCCCAAGCUUCAUUCCUUCCUGCCCUCUCCAUCAUUUUGUGCAGGAACAAGGCUUCUCCAGUCGGGCCUCUUGGGUGCCAUUUCUAGCCUUGAUGUGACUUCCCAGUCACCAGUGAUGGAAUCACAGAGUUGGAAGAGACCCCGGGUCAUCUAGUCCAACCCCCUGCAGUGCAGGAAUCUCAGCUAGAGCAUCCAUGACAGAUGGCCACCCAACCUCUGCUUAUAAACCCCCCCCCCCCAAGGAAGGAGAGUCCACAACCUCCCGAGGGAGACCAUUCCACUGUCAAACAGCUUACUGUCAGUCCUGCGUGUGUUUUACUGCUGUUUGUUUCUGUGACUCCCAUAUCAUUAGUCAGCGUUAAACGCAGGCUCUCUGUGUCAGCCCUUUCCUCCCCUGCCCUCGCGACAACCCUGCGGAGUUGGCUGCUCGGGGAAGCAGCUUUCUGAAGACCACCAAGGCAGGCUGUGUGUGUGUGUGUGUGUGUGUGUGUGUGUGUGUGUCUCUCUAAUCGCCUCAGCCAGGUUUCCCUUCCCUCUCCCCACAAGACCUGGGACCUCCCAGUUUUCCCCUUCCCGGAGUGCCAUUCGUAGCUAUUGCUCAAGAAGGACGAGUGCAGAAUCCUUGGAAUCGGGCGGCGCACAGCUGGGAUUUUGGAGCAGGAGGCUUUUGGCCCUGCACUCCCCAUUAAUUUUGCAUGUCAUGACUAAGUGCAUUUAAUAGGUUUGUUUUCCGCAGAGUCUGCAGGAUGCAUAUUUGUGUUUUUUUGUGUUUUUCCCCCCUUUCUUUAUGGCUGGGUGGGAGGAGGGAGACCCGUGGCAAAGGGGCGGGGCGGGGGGGCGGGGAGAGACUUGGCUGCUUUUUAGGGAGAAGCUGGGCCAGAUCCCUGCCAUUUGCCAAUCUCUCCAUGCUGCUCUGUGCUUCCCGUAGAGAUAAUUUCACCCCCCAGAAUUUUUGGGAUAGCAAAACUCCCCCGCCCCUCUGGGAUCUCUGGUUCGAGAGACCCGUUGCUUGACUGCUAGUCUUGAUUAGCCCCACUGCAAAUGACGAUGCUUCAAGUGAAGACAGAGAGGUCCCAUGCAUUCCAGUGUGUCUGCUUUUAAUCCUGGCUCCCACCAGUUAAUAAUAAUAAUAAUAAUAAUAAUAAUAAUAAUAAUAAUAAUUAUAUCCCGCCCUCCCCAGCCGAAGCCGGGCUCAGGGCGGCUAACAACAAUAAAACAAUACAAAAGUACAGCAUAAACAACACUCUAAAAUCAUUCAUUAUAAAAUUAAUUAAUUCAAGCCACUGGCAACCAUUGGGCCAGAGCUCCGCGAAGAUUGCCGAGGGAGGGAGUCAGUUGCAUUUACGCCCUUGCUUUUUAGCCCAAACGGAUUGCAAUUAAAAUCCACAUUAAGGUACAAUAUAAUUAGUCGUCUGUUCGUCUCUGUGUGGCAGGUGGGACAGUUUCUCCUGGCCCCUGGCCCUGCUGGUGAUGCAGUCUAUCUUCAAGGCUCUCGGCUUUCGUAUUAAAAAAUAAAUUAUAAGUGUUGCCUCCUUUAUGGGUGCACAGAGGAGCUUUUAAAUUGUGUGGGCAACUUCCUGCAUAUGAGAUCACCUUGCUCACGCGCUCUUGAGGCUACCCUUACAGGCUCAAUCGCUGGAAACUUUACUCUUUAAUGCUCCCUCCGAGGAAAUAUUCCUGGCAACAUCAUUACAGGGCUUUGGGUGCCUGGCUCAGGCGUUCCUGUUUCCCCCUGGCAUUUGGCCCUUCUUGCUGGAUCGUAGCUUUGUGUGAUUCUGCUGCGGUGUUCAUUUUUUCAGCGGGGGUUAGGGCAGGAUUUAUCCUUCUCUCAUCCUGUUCUUAGAUUUUGUUUCAUUUCACUUUUAAUUUGUAUGCCACCUUUCUAUAUUGCUGCUCACGAGCCGGUUUACAAGCUGAAGAAAACGACAAAACAGAUGCGCCUGAUAACCUGAUCCCAUACGAAAAAAAUGUCACAAUAAAAUGAUCACUUUAAAAUAAACAACAAUAAAAAAUGUCAGUGCAGCGUGCAACAAUACACAGCGGUACCUCGGUUUCCGAGUGUCUCGGAACCCGAAUGUUUUGGAACCCGAACGCUGAAAACUCGGAAGUAAUUGCUUCCGUUCUCGAAUGCGCCUUGGAAGUUGGACGGCUUCCGCUGUGUGGUUUUCCCCCUCUUUUUCUCCACUGACUUUGCUGACCGCCCUUUGAGCCCCGGUUGUCGAACGUUUCGGAAGUCAAAUGGUCUUCCGGAACAGAUUACAUUUGACAACCGAGGUACCACUGUAUGAACAACAACCAAAAAAACCCAUGAAGAAAUAUUAAAAUGAGUAGAAAUAUGUAUUAUAGAGUGGUACCUCUGGUUAUGUACUUAAUUCGUUCCGAAGGUCCGUUCUUAACCUGAAACUGUUCUUAAUCUGAAGCACCACUUUAGCUAAUGGGGCCUCCUGCUGCUGCUGCACCGCCGCCACGUAAUUUCUGUUCUCAUCCUGAAGCAAAGUUAUUAACCUGAAGCACUAUUUCUGGGUUAGCGGAGUCCGUAACCUGAAGAGUCUGUAACCCGAGGUACCACUGUACUUAGAUGAGUGUUUAUAGCGGGGGUGGAGAACCUCAGGCCCAGGGCCCAGAUGCGGCCCUCAAAGCCGCUCUGUCAGGCCCCUGGGACUCUCCACACACCAUGCUCUCUGGCUGAUGUAAGAAGAGCACAUCAGCUGUUAGUUGGCAGGCCUCAGCAAAUCCCUGCUGUGCCUCCAGCUUGGGAGGCGACCCUCCCAAAAUCCCAAACAGGACGUCCUCUCCGGGCUCUGGUGAGGGUCUGCUUGCGAGCCAGGAGGACUCUCCAGGGUGGUCCGCAUUUCCAGGAUCUGCUUCCGGGUUCCCGGCAGUGCAGAAGUGGCACACAUAAACGGGGAGCAGCCUAUAUUCAGAGGCAUCGCUGCCUCUGGCACCUGCAACUGCGACAGAGAAGGAUGUGCAGGACAGGCAAAACCUAAGCAGAGGUUUACUUCUCAAUCCAAUCCCCUUCCUGCCCACGUCUCACACCUAGCGUUUCAGGUCCAAAACGCGGGGAGGCGUCUGCCAAAGCGUGGGAGCUGGGCUGCCAGCAAGUGGGGCCAAGGCUGCUGGCUCGAGACCUCCACUUGCUCACGACCAUGUCUCUCAUCGAUGAUGGGCCUCCCAAGCGGAGCCAAUAACAACUUGGAUGGCUUUUAAAGGAGGAUUAGGAAAACUCAUGGAGGCUGCAAAUGGCUUCUAGCCGACGCAGCUGCCUUUCCCCUCCUUUCCCUAUCAGCUCCUGAGAACCACAAGCGGGGAGAGAACUCCUGUUGCACUCCCAGGUCCUGCUUCCCGUCUGGCCUCUGCGAGAACAGGAUACUGGACUAGAAGGGGCCUGUGGCCUGAUCCAGCAACCAAGCAUUUCUCGUGCCCAGGUUAUUAGAUCUUAUUUUGGUGGAAGAUGUUAAAAGCUGGGCAGCUUUCUGCGUCUGUUUUGCUGGGUGUUGCUUACGCCGAUUGAAGAUGCUCUCAGUGUGCUCCGAGCUCGCUUGGCGUACAGAGCCCCAGUGUUUUCCCCUCCCUCCCUUGCUGUCUCUCGCCCUCUCUCCUUUAACUUGGAUUUCCUCUUCUUUUCUUGGCCUGCAGCGACACAGAAGCUCAGUGUGAGGUCAUGCAGGAAAUCGUGGACCAAGUCCUGGAGGUAACAGCUCCCCUCCUCUCAGAAAGUGGCAGAAGGAAGCAGGGGGAACAUUGGGUGGGGGUGGGUGGGUUGCUCCUGGAGGGACCCACAUAGGGAGUGACAAAUGCUAGGUGGGUGCCCUUAAUAAGGCCGGUGGCAUCCGCCCCUCCAGUCACUAGUUCGGCUCAGGAAUUGCCAGGGGUGGUUCAUGGCAGCCAAGUUUUCUUUCUGCUGUCGGAAGAAAGGAGACAAGGGCCGUGUUCGCACAGCACAUUUAAAGCGCCAUGAUACCACUUUAAGCAGGCGCAUCUUCCCCUGCAAAGAAUCCUGGGAGCUGUAGUUCAUUAAGGGUGCUGAAAGUUGCUAGGAGACCACCCCAUUCCUCUCCCAGAACUACAAUUCCCAGAGUUCCCUAGAAAGAGGGAUUGAUUGUUAAGCCAUGCUGGGAAUUGCAGCUCUGUGAGGGGGAUAGGGGUCUCCUAACAACUCUUAACAAACAACAGAUCCCGGGAUUCUGGGCGGGGAAGGAUCCCAACUGUUGAGAGUGGUAUGGCACUUCAAAUGUCUGGCCUGACUUGGUGUACACACCAUGCAUUUAAAGCCCAUUUAAUGUCUCCUCCCCAGAGUAUCCUGGAAUACUGUAGUUUAAGGGUGGUAGGUAGGAAUGGGAGCUCUGAGGGGGGUGAGUUCCCAGGAUCCUUUGCAGGGGGGGAUGGGUGUACUCAGUCUCUAAAUUAGCAGAUGGGGACUGGUUGCUUUUCUAAAGCGUGCCUGCAACAUUUUCUAAUGGCACCCCAAACCCAUCCACCCUGAGCGCUGGCAGCGAAAUGGCUCCUCAUCCCAAUAUUGGGCUCGGCUUUAUCGACACCUGACUCCUGCCGCUGCCGCCAUCCCCCACCCAGUCUGGACAGACGUCACGGUGGGGACGGUGGCAGUGCCCCGGCCUGUUGCCAAACUUCGCAUCGUUCUGUUUUCCUCUUCCGCACAGGAGGAUUUUGACCAGGAGCAGCUGUCGGUCCUCGCUUCCUGCUUGCAGGAGCUCUUCAAAGUUCACUUCCGCGGAGAGGUCCUGCCGGAAGAAAUCACAGAAGAGUAAGCGGUUUGGGGAAAGGGGGGGGCAGUUUUCUGUUCUUCGGUUGUUCUAGCUGGUCCUUCUGUUCUGCAAGAAUGCAAAGGAAUUCCUGAAGGACCCAGCCCAGGCAUGGAUGAAAUCGCACCUGGGGAUAUCUGUGGGGUAUCUGGUUGGCCACUGUGAGAACAGGAUUCAGGGCUAGGUGGGCCCCUGGCCUGAUCCAGCAGCUGAGAUUUUCUUACUUUCUCAUGAGUAACAGUGAGGAAGGGCUCUGGCCUUUACAUUCUGCCUGUGGGCAUUGUAGAGGAACCUAGCUGGCCACUGGCUCCAGCAGCCGGGCUGUUCUGAGGCCAUUAUUAUUAUUAUUAUUAUUAACAUUUUAUUUUUAUUGAUACUCAUCAAAAAGAUAUGCCAAAGUUUAUACCCAAUACCAGAAUAAAAGAAAUAUUUUAAAAAUCUUAUUAAAAAGAAACAGGAGCAGAGAGAAGGAAGAAGGAAGAAGAGAAACAGAAGAAAGAAAAUGAAAAUGAAAUAGAAAGGAGAGGGCAAGGGGAGGGAAGAAAAAGGUGACAAGGCUUCUGAUUCCCUGUCAGCUAAAUAUAAUAACCUGUUAAAAGUAUUCACUCAACUUGGCAUCCAACUGUUUUGUUUUCUACAAACCAAUAUUUUUUCACUCUUCAAAUCCAGUUAUUACAAGUUCAUUUUCUCUUUCACACAAAAAGUCCAUAAUACGUUUCCAAUCCUUAAUAAAUGUCCGUAAUUAUUUUUCUCUGAUUAAACAUGUUAAAUUUGCCAUCUCAGUCAGCAAAGUCCAAUAAUUUUAUCAUUCCUCCAUAGUCGGUAGGGCUGUAUCUUUCCAUUUUUAUGUAUGUAACAAUCUCGCUGCUCUAAUAAUAUAUUGAAGUAAUAUUCCAUAACUCUUCUUAUGGAGUGGGGAUUUGAACCCUGGUCUCCCCCAGGUCCUAGUCUGACGCUCUAACCACUACACCACACUGGCUGUGGUUGACCUGGCCUGCCCAUUUCCCCUGACGCACACGCGCCCUCUCUAUUUCCCUGCAGGUCUCUAGAGGAAUCCGUGGGGAAGCCACUUUACCUAAUAUUUAGGUGAGUCUCAUGCGUUCUGUCCUCUCCAUUCUGAUUUCGAAGCCGCCGAGCCCAAGAUGGGGGACUAGACAGGCCUUUGGCCUGAUCCUGCAGCCAGGCUCUUCUUUAGUUCUCAUGUCCCUCGAUUUCAGUUGCCGAAGGGCAGGCAGCAGAAAAGGGCUGCUUCUUCGCGGCCUCUUCAUCUGGUUGGUUGCUGCGGGUGGAUUAGGUGUUGACAUUUGGUCUGACCAGCAGGGGGCUCUUCAGGUGUCCCUUUGACUGGGUACAGGUGGGCUUCCAAGAUUGGGGGAUUCCGGGUUCCAGGGGAGACUUGAACACCCCCCAGUACUUCAUUUUUUAAAUAAUAAUAAAAACAAACCAGAGUUUUCUCCAAUUUCUUGUGGCCAUGAUCUCAAAAAUGCAAGAGUACCAUGGCUUGCUGUUCUUUAAGAGUACCAUGGCUUGCUGUUCUUCAAGAAUACCAUGGCUAGCUGUUCUUAAAGAAUACCAUGGCUAGCUGUUCUUCAAGAAUACCAUGGCUAUCUGUUCUUCAAGAAUACCGUGGCUAGCUGUUCUUCAAGAAUACCAUGGCUAGCUGUUCUUCAAGAAUACCAUGGCUAGCUGUUCUUCAAGAAUACCAUGGCUAGCUGUUCUUCAAGAAUACCAUGGCUAGCUGUUCUUCAAGAAUACCAUGGCUAGCUGUUCUUCAAGAGUACCUUGGCUUGCUGUUCUUCCUACUAGCUGCUGGCAAGCGACAGCUAUGGGAGAGAAAGCCCAGACAGCAGAGCUGAUGGAGCAGCCCUGCUUCCCUUCUCUCCCAUUUCUGCAGCCUGAUGGAGAGAGUAGCCCCCCGAUGGAGCAUGGCUGUAGCACACCGUAGCUGUUUUCUGUUGUAAGGGCCCUGGGUGCGAGAGUGCAAGGGUCUGGGUGUGAAACCUGCCGGAUAGAUGUCCCCAGUGCUUAAGGCACAAAAUGGCAUAUCCCUUCGGAAUCUCUGCCUGGACUGUAAAAGCACAACACACCCAUACACACUGUGGUUGUGGGGUUGUCUUUGAACCUAACCCAGUACAGCAUCAGCCUCCCUUCCUGCCCCCUUCCAGGAACCUCUGCCAGAUGCAGGAGGAUAACAGCAGCUUCUCCGUACUCCUGGAUCUGUUGUCAGAGCUCUACCAGAAGCAGCCCAAGAUCGGUUACCACCUUCUCUACUACCUAAAAGCCAGGUAAGAGCACAAACAAUCAGCGAGCCUGGAAUUUUUUUUUUAAGAGGGAAGUUUUGGGAAACUACCUACGUCAGGGAUGGGGGACCUUGUAUGUAAAGGCACAGCACACCCGUUUCCACAUAUGCACACCCCUCCCUGUCAUCCGUCCAGGAUAGCAAGAGACUGGCGCCAAACAGAGACAGAGGCAUGGCUUGGGGAGAGUUCCGAGGGCCAGACAGAGCGGCCUGGAGGGCCGCAUUCAACCUCAUCUAGUGAGAUCGUGGCUGGGACAGGCAGUGGGGAGGAAACCCCACAUCUCACCGCUUUCCGCUGUGCGCCAUCACAUCCACACACCAUGCAUUUUGAGGGUGUGGCUUCCCACACCCCUCCAAAAAAUAAUGGGAACCGUAGUUUGCUGCUCAAAGAGCAGCAGUUCUCAGCGUUCGCGAACUACAGUUCCCAAGAUUCCUUGCAGGGGUGAGGUGUGUGUGUUUUAAUGCAUGGUGUGGACGAGACAUUUUACUUUGGUCUGUCAUAUCACAAUCCCCGGGCAAAGCCCAUACAGCAAACAUGGGGUGAACUUCCAACCCUCUAGAUGUUGCUGAACCCCCAGCAGCUGGCGGCCCAGGGAUGAUGGUUGUGAUGUACUGUAUUUUUCGCUCCAUAAGGCGCACCUGACCAUAAGACACACCUAGUUUUUAGAGGGGGGGAAAGCCCCCAAGCACACGCUCUGUGCGGCUCUUUAAAUGGAGCGCGGCUCUUGCUGGCUUUUGCAGGAGGUGGGGGAAGGGACAGAGUGCGGCUAAGCCAGAAGCUAGAACAGCGAGAGGGAAUGCAGUGCAGUUUCUGGGAUAGCUGCGCAGCCUGCAUUCGCUCCAUAAGACGCACACACAUUUCCCCUUACUUUUUAGGAGGGGAAAAGUGCGUCUUACAGAGCGAAAAAUACGGUAUUCCAGCAAUGUACAAAAAGCCAAAGGAUGUCCCCCACCUGCAGCAUGUGGUAUCCCUGACUGAUACCUAGACGGUGUCGUUCUGCCACUUUGGGAGCAAGGGAGAAGACAAGCUUGGGGUGGAGAGUUCAGAAGAGGACCAGAAGCUUGGCAGGCAGGGCUUUACGCAGCUCGGGAUCAAGGCUUUGGGGCCAUCAGGACAAAUUUGGCACAACAGGAGAAGGGCAGAUCACAGCACCAAGAAAACCAGCUAGAGCUCUCGUGUCUCAGGCACGUGCUCCUUCCGCACAGAGGAACGGGUUCUGCUCCUUUGCUUGCUCACUUGUCUCUUCCCCCUCCAUUUUCUUCUUUUAAAAAACAUUUCAGCAAAGCAGCGGCCGGGAAGAUGAACCUCUACGAGUCCUUUGCCCAGGCCACGCAGCUGGGCGACCUGCACACCUGCCUGAUGAUGGACAUGAAGGCUUGCCAGGAGGACGACGUCCGGCUCCUCUGCUUCCUCACUCCUUCCAUAUACACUGAGGUGAGACCCAGAGGGAGAGGUGGCAAAGGCUGCCCUCUGGUUGCGCAGCAGGGAGAAAAGUGAGCUUCCUAUCACAGAUGGGGAACAUGGAUGCGACCAGUUUGGUAACAUUCUGCCUCAGGAGCAAGGAGAACCUGUCGCCCUCCAGCUGUUGCUGGACUCCAUCUCCCAUCAUCCAUGACCGUGCUGGUUGGGCCUGAUGGGAGUUGGAGUCUCAACAAUAGCUAGAGGGGCCACAGCCUCCCCAUCCCUGCUUUGCGCCUCUGUAAGUGCAUUUAAUACAUGAUCCCUGAUUGGCUUGGACAGGGGUCUAGGAAAGGAUGGUGAACCUGUGGCCCUCCAGAUGUUUCUGGGCUCCCGUCAUCCAUGACCAUGCCGGUUGGGGCUGAUGGGAAUUGGAGUCUCAGUAACAGCUAGAGAGGGCCAUGGUCUCCCCAUCACUGCUUUGCAGUGUAAGUGCCUCGGUCCAGUAUCUCUGAAGGAGCGAAUCACCCCCAUCGUUCUACCUGGACACUGAGGUCCAGCACCGAGGGCCUUCUGUCGGUUCCCUCACUGCGAGAAGCCAAGUUACAGGGAACCAGGCAGAGGGCCUUAUCGGUGGUGGCGCCCGCCCUGUGGAAUGCCCUCCCGCCAGAUGUCAAAGAGAACAACAACUACCUGACUUUCAGAAGACAUCUGAAGGCAGCACUGUUUAGGGAAGCUUUUAAUGUUUGAUGUAUUACAAGAUUUUAAUAUUUUGUGGGAAGCCGCCCAGAGUGGCUGGGGAGGCCCGGCCAGAUGGGCGGGGUAUAAAUAAAUUAUUAUUAUUAUUAUUAUUAUUAUUAUUAUUAUUAUUAUUAUUAUUAGAUCCCUGAUUGGCUGGUACAGGUGUCUAGGAGAGGGUGGAGAACCUGUGGACUCCCAACUCCAUCAUCCCUGACCAUUGGCAGCACCGGUUUCUGGGACUGAUGGGAGUCGGAGUCCAACAGCAUCUGGAGGCCUCCCCAGCCAACAGCGACCCCUAGCAUUUUUCGUGCUUGCCUGUUCUUUCGAGGCAGGUCCCUUUAAGGCCCUGCCCUCUCCCCUUUCCUCUACCAGGACCUUUGCUUCCCUUCCACCCUCCUACACUGCUUCCCCCGGUGUGUUUUUCUCGCGGGCUCCUUGAGCGAUCGCAUAUGCCUCGCAGACCCCGAGUCAUCUCUGGACGCGGCCGGGCUCCGGGGAGGUUUUACGCUGCCUGUUCUCCAGGCCGUUAGGUUUAAUGAAAUGUUUUAUUGCUUCCAUCGCUCAGCAGCCGACAGGCCAGUGGGGCGGGGCGAAGCCCUCGUUUGCCAGAGGCCUUUCCCCCAGAACAACCAGACCGCAUUAUCCUCUGCAACCACCGGCUUUACGGCAUUUCGGCGCAAGAACCUCAGUGCCUUUUUCUUUCCCGUUGCCUGUCUAUCGCUCUGCUCUCUUUGGUCCUCGGCGGAAGGACCCAUAGCUCAGUGGGAGAGCAUUUGCUUUGGACACAGAAAGUCCCAGGUUCUCUACCUGGCAUCGCCAGGUAGGGCUGGGAAUAUCCCCUGCGUGAAAGUCCUGGAGAGCAGAGACAAUACUGAGCUUGAUGGACCCAGUGGUCUAAGGUAUCGCCCUAUGUUCCUCUUUAGUUCAGAACCAUGAAGACUAGAAUCUCAGGGUUGUUGUUUUAGGGCUGUGGCUCCGUGGCAUCAUAGAAUGAAUGACUCUCAUCCAGCCAUGGAGGCAGAGCCUAGCCAUUGUGGUGGGUGACCCCCGAUAGCCUCUGCAAAUUUGUCCCCUCUGUCUCCUCCACUUAACCCGAGAGACUUUCCCCCAGGGAUUACGCAGCACAAAACCUCCAGAUCAAAACAUGGCAAACCAAAGGCCUAUAUCGCCUAACAGACUUCUAUAAAAAUAACAAACCCUUGUCAACACAAGAAAUACAAAGCAAACUAGAGGAUACCCAAAUGCCCUGGUUAACACAUUACCAAUUACAUGCCCUCUUAAACAACCCAGUAGUAAAAUCAGCAGCAACUAGGCCCCUGGCAACCUUCGAAAACCUCCUCCUAACAACAAAGGGAUGGUAUCCGCAAUAUACAAAAUACUACUCCAAAACCCCACGAACCCCCUAGACGUAAUCAAAAAACAAUGGGAAGACGACAUAGUUCUGCCACUCGAGCUAGAGGGAGAGAACGACAACCUCUCUGCAAAGCGGGAGAGUUGCCGCCGCAUCUAAAAUUGUAUUUUUGUCUUUUCGUUGCUGGCGUUUCACUUCCUGUUUCGAAUGGAGUUGCAAGUGUCAAGAGUCCCCUGCCCCCCCGUCCCCCCCCCCAUCCCUGGCACCUGUUUCACAAAGUGAAACAGCUUUGCCAAGAAAUUGCCUUGGGCUUUGCCCUGCACGGUUCUGGUUUGUUCUCUCUCUUGCUCUCCCCUAUUGCAAUACAAGGUCAAGCCAGCUACACCCAGCCUGUGGCGCCCCCUGCUGCACAUAGUGGAUCUUCCAAUAAUAAUAAUAAUAAAAUAAUUUAUUUAUACCCCGCCCUCCCCAGCCAGAGCCAGGCUCAGGGCGGAUAACACCAGUAAAAUUACAAUAAAAACGUAAUGGGGGAGGGGGAGAAAAGGGGAAAAAAACAAUUUAAAAUACUGGUUAAAAUACAAUUUAAAAUGCUGCCUCAUUUUAAAAGUAGGCCAUAGAUCAAGACCAUAAGGGGAGGGAAACAUAAGGGUCAGACUGAGUCCAAACCAAAGACCAGACGGAACAGCUCUAUCUUGCCGGCCCUGCGGAAAGAUGUCAAGUCCCUCAGGGCCCUAGUCUCUUGUGACAGAGCGUUCCACCAAGUCGGGGCCAAUACUGAAAAGACCCUGGCCCUAGUUGAGACCAAUCUAACCACCUUGUGACUUGGGACCUCCAAACUGUUGUCAUUUGUGGAUCUUAAGGCCCUCCAUGGGGCAUACCAGGAGAGGCGGUCCCGUAGGUACGUGGGUCCUAGACCGCAUAGGGCUUUGUAUCCUCCACGACUGCAAGGAAGUACUUGUACGUUUUUUAACAUUCACGAAAACAAUAUCCCUGCCCGAGUUCGGUUGCCUGCAAAAACCGAGCUUCAAAAAGUUGUAACUCGCUGUCUCCUUAGACUGAAAAGCAGCAUUAGGUCUGUUGUUGCUUUCCCCUGAUUGCCUCUCCCUCUGUCUCAAGUUUCCAGACGAGACCCUGCGGAGCGGGGAGCUGCUGAACAUGAUUGUGGCCGUCAUUGACUCAGCUCAGGUAAGGCCUCUCCUUGUGGAACAAUCGGUCAGAGCUGGGGGAGCCUGUGUGCUUGCUGUCCUUUGCUCCCUCAAGAGCUGCCUCCAGGUAUUGUGUCAAUGCAGCCAGGCACGCUGCGUUGUUUCAGAGGCAGAACUGGGAAGAGAUCCUCCAAACAGAGACGUGCGAUUAGCGGUCAGCCCCAUCCUCUCUUCCAAAGCAGGGAUGGAGGACAUGUGGCCUUCCGUAUGUGGUUGGACUGUACCUCCCAGCAUCCUGGCCAUUGGCCCUGCGAUAGCUGGAAUCCAAUAAUAUCAGAAAGGCCACACAUUUCCCUUUCUCUGCUAACACCUCUAAGCACAUUGGUUGGGACAUGUGUCUAGGAGCCUGUGGCCCUCUAGAUCAGUGUUUGUGGGUCCCCAGACGUUGUUGGACCACAACUCCCAUCAUUCCUAGCCAGCAUGACCAGUGGUGAGGGAUGAUGGGAGUUGUAGUCCAACAACAUCUGGGGACCCACAGGUUGAGAACCGCUGCUCUAGAUGUUUCUGAACUGCAACUCCCAUCAUCCACCAUCAGCCAUGCUGGUUAUUGGGCAUUGGAGUCAAACAGCGUCUGGAGCGCUGCCUGCCUCUGUGGGUGGAGAGACUGAUGACUGGGAUGGGCCUGUCUUUCUGGGAGUAGAUCAGACUAGAUUGGCCUCCUCUCUCCCACUCCCAGCCCCGGCCAGCCUCCCGGACUACGGGCAGAUGUUGCAUGCCUUGCUGCGUGGAUGGGCAGUGUUUUUAUCCAUUAUAUUUAUUGCAGUUAUGUUCCACCUUUCAUUUAAGGAGCUCGAGGUUCUCCCUCCCCAACGUUAUCCGCACAAACAACCCUGUUUGGUAGGUUAGGCCGAGAGACCGACUGGCCCAAGAUUGCCCCGCACCUUUCAUGGCUGAGCGGGGAUUUGAACCCUGUGCGCCCGGAUCGCAGUCCGACACGCUAACCACUAUGUUGCUUCUUAACCUCUGGCUGCAUUCGCACCAUAAAAAGCACCCAGGCACACCCCAGCAAGGAAUCCUGGGAAUUGUAGUUUGCUAAAGGGUGCUGUCACCCUUUAACAAGGGACGCAGGUGGCAGGGAUGCAGGUGGCGCUGUGGGUUAAACCACAGAGCCUAGGACUUGCUGAUCAGAAGGUCAGCAGUUCGAAUCCCCGUGACGGGGUGAGCUCCUGUUGCUCUGUCCCAGCUCCUGCCAACCUAGCAGUUCGAAAGCACAUCAAAGUGCAAGUAGAUAAAUAGGUACCACUCCGGCGGGAAGGUAAACGGCAUUUCCGUGUGCUGCUCUGGUUUGCUAGAAGCGUCUUAGUCCUGCUGGCCACAUGACCCGGAAGCUGUACGCCGGCUCCCUCAGCCAGUAAAGCGAGAUGAGCGCCACAACCCCAGAGUCGGUCACAACUGGACUUAAUGGUCAGGGGUCCCUUUACCUUUUACCUUUAAGGGGUGCUGGCAGUUGUAUGUAAGAGAUAGACUACAAUUCCCAUGAUUCUUUGCUGGGGUGUGUGUGGUUGCUUUAAAGGCAUGGCGUGAACACAGCCGCAGAGAGAGCCAUAGGGAGAGAUCUUCUCCUGAUGGUGACUGGUUCAGCUCUGUAUCAGUCCGGGGCAACACGGGAGCCCUUUCUCCAGACACCCAGAGCAUGGCCUUGUCAAAAACAAAGAAAAAAGCGUGGGCCUCUGCACAUGCCCCGGGCGCCCUUCUUUUUGCCAUGGAGACCCUGCAGCCGACUCUUCUUCCCCCAACCCUGAUCUCCAGGCCAGAGGGCAGGACAUCCACCUUGCAGGCCUCUUCCCCAUUUCCCAGAAAUUGUAACAGCGCCAGAACAGAGCUCUGGGCUAAAGAGCCCCCUGAGAGAGCAGGGCUGGCGUGUGGUGCCAAUGCUAAUAGGUUGCCAUGGUGCCCGUUUGGAGUGACCCAAAAAUAGCCAAAGUGGGAGAGGUUUUGUGUGUGUGUGUGUGUGUGUGUCUUGGCAGGCAGUACUUUUGCCUCAUGCGUGUUGCCUCUGAGCCUGGUUGGGCCUACAUACAGGCUGUUUCCCCAAAAUAAACCUUUGUCUCCCCUAAUAUAUCCGUAUCAGCUUCGUUCAUCAAGCGCUCUCUUUCCCAUGCCAGCUUUGGGACGGCUGGGUCUCUUGGGCAGGUUUUCCUGGCCAGGGCAGACAGCGAGAUGGUAUCGCAUGUGGGAAAGGGUGGGUGGGUGGGUGGGAGGGCCCCCCCACCUGAUCUGACCCCUUGCUGGGCUCCUGCCCCAUUCCGGAUGUUCCCAGCCUAACCCCUGUCCACCUUGGUGCCUUUCCCAGCCCUGCCUCAGUUUCCAUCACUCGUCCCUUUCUCUCAUUUCCCCCCACAUCCUGCUUCAUUGGUUCCUUGGCUGCAUUGUGGGGCCAGUGGGGAAAGGUGGAAGGGGCGGCGGGGGGUGGAAAUUAAGGGUGUCAGAAGACUUUGUGGACACGCGGUAUAUUCAUACUGUAGCAUUUUCUCCCUGCAUCUAAAUUCUGAGCCGAGGAAGACGACAUAGGCUGCAUUCACACCGUAUAUUUAAAGCACUAUGAGACCACCUUAAGCUGUCAUGGCUCCCCCCAAAGGAUUCUGGGAGCUGCCUUUAGUCUAGAAUGCUAAGAGUCCUUAGGGGACCCCGAGUCCCCGCCCAGCGCUACAAUUCCCAGAGCUCCCUGGGAACUGCUCUGGGAAUUGUAGCUCAGUAAAGGGAAUAGGGAGCUCUCCUAACAACUCUCAACACCGGGGUCAGCAAACCUUUUCAGCAGGGGGCCGGUCCACUGUCUCUCAGACCUUGUGGGGGGCCGGACUAUAUUUUGAAGAAAAAAACCGAACGAAUUCCUAUGCCCCACAAAUAACCCAGCGAUGCAUUUUAAAUAAAAGCACACAUUCUACUCAUGUAAAAACACGCUGAUUCCUGGACCAUCCGCGGGCCGGAUUUAGAAGGCGAUUGGGCCGGAUCCAGCCCCCGGGCCUUAGUUUGCCUACCCAUGCUCAACACCCUUCGCAAUGGACAGUUCCCAUAAUUCUCUGGGGGAAAGCCAUGACUGCUUAAAGGGGUAUCAUAGCACUUCAAAUGGAAGGUGUAAAUGUGGUCUCAGGGUUGUGGUUUAUUUCCAUUGUUGAAUGAUGGAGGCUGUUUGUUUCCCCAGCGACAUGUGACUGGCUGAUAUCUGUCUGGAAACUGUAGAAACAGCUCCCUUUCCUUUCCUAAAGAAGCUGCAGAACUGCGAGUUGAACCCCAUAAAAACAGGAUUUUUUCCCUUUUGCAAAGUAAGCUCAGCAACUUUGAGCUGAUCCUCAAAAACACGGGGAUUUUCCCCUUUGCAAAAGAAGCUGCACAACUGUGAGCUUAUCCCCAAAAAAAUGGGGCUUUCCCCCUUUCCCCCUCUAAAAACUAUGGUAAAUCCACACUGAAGGAUGCUAGGCUCAGGCAAGGUGGUGUGACUCCCCUCGAGUCAAGGUUCCACUUUUAGAUGCCUGUUUCAUUUACCGUAUAGGGCAGCUUUUAGUUUCUCCCUAUCUUCCUAAUGCGUAUUUCACGUUCCUGCGUUUCUCUUCCACUGUGACCUGCGCCUGGUGGCCUUGUUCCUAAAUCUGUGAGUCUGACUCCCGCUCUCUGUUCUCCCCAGCUCCAGGAAUUGGUCUGCCACGUUAUGAUGGGGAACUUGGUGAUGUUUCGGAAGGACUCCGUCCUCAAUAUUCUGAGUGAGUUGGGCUCAGCGGGGGAGAGGUGCCAAAAAACGAAGUCUUGGUUAAAAGGGGGGGGGAAUAAGGAGUGUGUUUAGAUAGACCCACUCAUUCUAUAGUAGUGGUUAGAGUGCUGGGCUAGGACCCGGGAGACCUGGGUUCAAAUCCUCCCUCAUCCGUGAAGCUCACUGGGAGGACAUUGGGGUCCAGUUACUAUCUCUGAGCCUCACAGGGUGGUUCCCAGGGUGGGCGGUGGGAUUACCUGGGGGGCACUAAGAGGCACGCGGGUGGGAGAGGGCACCAGAAGUGCCAAUGACUUAUCAGACUUGAAAAAGCUGAUAUCGUAUCACUGAAUCAAGCUCAUCUGGUUUGUUGAAUUAAAUUAAAUCGUGUGAAUAAUAAUAAUAAUAAUAUUUAUUUAUACCCCUCCCAUCUGGCUGGGUUUCCCCAGCCACCCUGGGCAGCUUCCAACAAAGUAUUAAAAUACUGUAAUACAUCAAACAUUAAAAGCUUCCCUAAACAGGGCUGCCUUCAGAUGUCUUCUAAAAGUCGGGUAGUUGUUCUCUUUGACAUCUGGUGGGAGGGUGUUCCACAGGGCUGGAGCCACUACCGAGAAGGCCCUCCACCUGGUUCCCUGUAGCUUUGCUUCUCACAGCGAGGGAAUCGCCAGAAGGCCCUCGGCGCUGGACCUCAGUGUGAAUUGGAUUUUGAAUGAAUGCGCAAUUAAUUGCCCCUGUUUCGAAUUUCAUUGUGUUACCAUCUUCCUUAGUGGGACAUGCAAACCCAGAGAAUCCUUUUUAUAGGGUAGGGGACACUGGGGGUGAGUUUAUGGAACCAAGUAGACAGUGGACCUGUAAAGGUUUGGGAGCCCUGCAUUAAAUAAUAAUAAUAAUAAUAAUAAUAAUAAUAAUAAUAAUAAUAAUGUUUGUUCCUAAAAAUAUUCAUAUGCUGCUGUUGGUAAAGAAAAAGAAAAAAUCAGAGCGGUUACAAUUAUGCAUGAAACAAUGCAAGACACUGUGAACUGAGUUGCCAUGCCACGUUUUUGACAGCCAGGCUCUUUCCUGCCUUCCCUCUUUCCCCCUUGCCCACUUUUUCCAGUUCAGAGCUUGGAGUGGGAGACCUUUGAGCAAUACUGCACGUGGCAGCUGUUUCUGGCCCACAACAUCCCCCUGGAGACCAUCAUCCCCAUCCUCCAGCAUCUCAAGUAUAAAGGUGAGCGUCUCACGAGCAUCCUCUCCACUGGCCAUUACAGAGUUAGGAGGGAUGCACAGCCGGGCAAAAUAGGAAUGUUUCCCCACCCUCUUUAAAUUCCUCCCAAAAGCCAGCAAUGAGGGAGGUGGACAGAACUCACCGGGCAGGCCGUUUUGCAAAUGUGGGAGCCGCCACCGAGAAGGCCCUGUCACAGGUCAAUGCCAACCAGGUUGCUCACUCACUAAUUGCAGGGUCUGAGAUGGUUGAUAUUGGGGGAAGAUUCUAGUCCUCAUUGAGGAAGGCGCACCUAUAGGUACUUGGGUCCCGGGCCAUUUAGAGCUUUGCUUACGUGGACCAUUUCUGUACCGCUUAGUAUAGGAAUACCUCUCUAAGCGGCAUGUGACAAACUAAAGCAGGAACGGCACAAAACACCCAAUGAAACAAUUAAUACAAAUUACGAAUGAAGAUCUACUCCUUCGGACGCACCUCCCCAGUCUCCUGGCCUCUUACCCAGGACUCCAUCCACCCUGACUCUUACCUGGUCCCAAACUUACUGGCAGAACAUCCCCCCCCCCAAAAAAAGCUUGCAGCCUGGGAGGGAUCCUGGGACCUGCUGGGAUCCGUCACUCUAGACUUCCUUUCAUGGAGCCCUUUCCUUUCACGUGACCAAGUCCUUUUUCGCUGACAAUGGUUGACAAGAAGGAUGUAGUCACACAUUGGAAAACACUGCCCGAUGGCACCAACAAGUGUGUGUUUGCCGCUAUUUAUUCUAUUUAUUAUGUUUUCAUACUGAGAGCCAGUGUUGUGUAAUGGUUUUCAGUGGCAGGGCUCGGCUCCAGAAUACUUGAAGGAAGACGGUUCAGGUUUUCCCUGAGGAGACACUGUGUGUGUUUCUUUCCUCAUGCAUCCUGAUAUGUCAUGGAUUAAGAGUCACAGGUUUCCAUAUAAUGUGGUGUUCCUUUUCAGAUCGUCUUGAGUCUCGGCGUCUAGAAAUGCAUCUCUCCCUAGUUUAAUUUCCAGAAACAGAGACAUUGCAGGGUCCACGUCUACCUAUCUAUCUGUCUAAUUAAACUAUCUAUCCUCUCCCUGGUUAGGACCAGGGGGACUGGGGUUCGAAUCCCCACUCAGCCAUAAAACUCACCUUGGGCCAGCCACACUCUCUCACAGCCUAACCUACUUCACAAGGUCGUUGUGAGGAUAUAAAUGGAGAGGGGGAAGUGUGUUUGCCACCUUGCGCUCUUUGGAGAAAAGGGUGGGAUAUGACUAAUAAUAAUAAUAAUAAUAAAUUUUAUUUAUACCCGCCCUCCCCGGCCAGAGCUAGGCUCAGGGCUGCUAACACCAGUAAAAUUACAGUAAAAACAUAAUGGGGGGGAGACCAAUUUAAAAUACAGGUUAAAAUGCAAUUUAAAAUGCAGCCUCAUUUUAAAAGUAGCCCAUAGAUCAAAACCAUAAGGGGAGGGAUACAUAACAGUCAGACUGAGUCCAAAGCAAAGGCCAGGCAGAACAGCUCUGUCUUGCAGGCCCUGCGGAAAGAUGUCAAGUCCCACAGGGCCCUGGUCUCUUGUGACAGAGCGUUCCACCAAGUCGGGGCCAGUGCUGAAAAGGCCCUGGCCCUAGUUGAGACCAAUCUAACCACCUUGCGACUUGGGACCUCAAAAGUGUUGUCAUUUGUAGACCUUAAGGUCCUCCACGGGGCAUACCAGGAGAGGCGGUCCCGUAGGUACGUGGGUCCUAGGCUGCCCAUAGAAUGUAAUAAUAAAUUACAAGAAUCCAAAUCUGUGUGCUGACACUAAAAUACUGGGCCCAGGCUGAAGGCCACAGCUCUGCUGAUGCAGUGGCAAAUAUAGAGAUAUAUGCUGCCCAGGAGCUCAGAGCUCUGCAUUGGAGUUGGUUAGCAGCUGCUUAACAAACCUCUCUCUGCAUUUCAGAACACCCUGAGGCGCUUUCCUGCUUAUUGCUGCAGCUGAGACGGGAGAAGUACGUAUCCAAAACGCCGUUUGUCACAGUUGCCUCAAGUGCGCUUUGAGCGGAGGGGCCUGGCUUCAGGGCUGCAUCUCGCGGAGAUGGUUGGCGCGCGCCAAAAUACAGGGGUGGCAGCAAGGCAAGGGAUGGAGAGAGAACGAAAUCAGGCAGGAGGAAGGCAUCAGUCGGGGCUUUUAACACUUCCCAUGUUUCUCCUAUGGGACGCGGGUGGCACUGUGGGUUAAACCACAGAGCCUAGGACUUGCCAAUCAGAAGGUCGGCGGUUCGAAUCCCCGUGACGGGGUGAGCUCCCAUUGUUCAGUCCCAGCUCCUGCCCACCUAGCAGUUUGAAAGCAUGUCAAAGUACAAGUAGAUAAAUAGGUACUGCUCCGGCUUUAGGAUAAUUGCCCUGAAAACUGCCAAGGCCAGUAGUUAUAAUUAUUGCCACGUAAUAGGUCCCUUUGUGGUUGCCAAGGGACGCGGGUGGCGCUGUGGGUUAAACCACAGAGCCUAGGACUUGCCGAUCAGAAGGUCGGUGGUUCGAAUCCCCGCGACGGGGUGAGCUCCCGUUGCUCGGUCCCUGCUCUUGCCAACCUAGCAGUUAAAAAGCACACCAGUGCAAGUAGAUAAAUAGGUACCGCUCCGGCGGGAAGGUAAACGGCAUUUCCGUGCGCUGCUCUGGUUCACCAGAAGUGGCUUAGUCAUGCUGGCCACAUGACCCGGAAGCUGUACACUGGCUCCCUUGGCCAAUAAAGCGAGAUGAGCACCGCAACCCCAGAGUCGGUCACAACUGGACCUAAUGGUCAGGGGUCCUUUUACCUUUACCUAUGUUUCUCCUGGGUGUAUUCCUAAGCAGGGGCAGGGAACCAAGGGCCACACACGGACCUCUCCAUCUGGCCCUCCUAAGGUUCUGCUUUGCAGUUUCCACAAUUGUUUUCACUCGGUAUAAGGCAACUUCCUACAUUCCCCCCCCCCCCCGUCUCCUGAUGCAACUUCUACCCAUGAUGGGAAGAGCUCUCUGAGCCUUCCAGCUUUUAAUAAGCCCCAACUUUUGACACACGGCAGCUGAGGGUGGGAAAUUAAAGCUAUAUUUCACAAACACACAGAGCAAAUCACUUGCCUGCCUCCUCUCGCCUCCCCGCUCCAUGUAAUCGCCCUUUAGGGCUGUGGAUGGCAUUGCAAUGAGUUACGGACAGGGUUCGUGUGGCCACGGCAGCUGGGGAGCUAUGAGAAGCCGAAAGGCAGAGUGCGCUCCCUCCCCGCACCCGACUUGCAAUUCCAAAAUGUUAAUUGGCGAUCCAAGCGCCGGGGAAGGUGUGUUAUCUCGUUGCUGGCUUGACCUGGGCUGGCUCCCAAUUUCCUGCGCAGCUGCUCAGAGCAAGGUGAGACAUCGUCUGCCCAGGCCCAGCGCACCCGCCCGGAGGCAGCGGUAAACAGCGGUCAAGGGUGUCCGUGCCUUUUCCGACGGCCGGCACUGAUAAUUGCAGCCGGGGGCUUUGUUGGGUCUUCUGCAGCCCUGUAUGCAGGUUCCAGUGCGGAUAUCGGAGACCUGCAGUUUCCUUCUGUUGCAAAAACGCCGAGAUUUAAAAGCCGGGGCAGCUAACCUUUUUAUUUCACCGGGUCACGGUGGAUGCGGCAGGCGCAUGUGCCGGCGCUCGGCUCCUCUCCUCAGCCGAUCCCUGCAAACAAGCUGCGGGUGUGGAGGUUAUCGCUCUUUCCCCGCUCAUCCAAUGAUAGAUUUUUGCGGCAGCAAAGGGGCCAGAUUGCAUCUCCCUGAGGGGCGCCAGGCUGGGCAGAAAGAGUUCUGAAGACCCCCAAGAUGAGCAAGGAACUCGGUUGCUACUUAAUUUAGCACUGGGUCCGCUCAUAACUGAAUUGGCAGGACAAAAGGUGACGAUGGGGAGUUAUGGGUUGUAGCCAGUGGUAGUCCUACUCGGAGUAGACUCGCUGAUAUGAAUCAAGCUCCAUUAAUUUCAGAGAGAGAGCGUGCGCGCCAUGCAAUACAAUACAGUGGUACCACAGGUUACAUACGCUUCAGGUUACAGACUCCGCUAACCCAGAAAUAGUACCUCGGGUUAAGAAUUUUGCUUCAGGAUGAGAACAGAAAUAGUGCGGCGGCAGCAGGAGGCCCCAUUAGCUAAAGUGGUGCUUCAGGUUAAGAAUAGUUUCAGGUUAAGAACGGACCUCUGGAACGAAUUAAGUUCUUAACCCGAGGUACCACUGUACUAUAAACUCUGUCCAUUCUGGGUUUCUUGGAGCCCCCCAGCGUACGGUUGUUGAAAACAGGAUGGUUUGUUUUGCUUUCUUCUGUCUGAUCCAGUAGAGUUUUUUUAGUUGCAAUCCCUUCUUCAGGCAGAGGUCAAGCAUCUGCCAGCGCCUUGCUUUCCCAACUGCUCCCUCUGCGACUUCUCUCCCGAAACCGGCUACUGUUCUGUGCUUCCUGCUCCCCGACUCGGACCCUCAGGGAGGCUGCGAUGUCCCGGCGUGACCUUUGCCAAUGGCCCCGCAGAGAGCGCUUUAAUUUCUAUUCAUAAGGGGCCUGGAAGGGAGCAGGCUGUCUCUCCUCUCCCUUUCUCUGACCUGCCACGCUGAACGAACCCAGGAAAGGAAGGCAGCGCCCCGGAGCCCAGCGCCUCCUGCUGCCUUGAGGAAAAACAGGCAGCUUCACAGCCGCGCCUUCAACAGCAGGGGCAUGCUGGGAAAAUCCGGCCUUCCUUUGAGGCAGGCUUUGGCUCCGUGGGAUAUUUUUAAGGGAUUUGCGCUGGGCUGGCUUAACUAUGACAGCCAGAAUAUCUGUUGGCUGGCCAGGAUCCAGGUCUUAAUUCAGCUAAGGCUGCUGCCUCCAUGUUUUCCACCCUGAGGGCCACAUUGCCUUAUGGGCAAAUUUCCCAGGGGCCGCCCGCCGGGUGGGCGGGGCCAGAGGCAGAAGUGGGCGGAGCAACUAAUAAUAAUACAGUGGUACCUCCGGUUAAGUACUUAAUUCGUUCCAGAGGUCUGUUCUUAACCUGAAACUGUUCUUAACCUGAAGCACUAUUUCUGGGUUAGCGGAGUCUGUAACCUGAAGCGUAUGUAACUUGAAGCGUAUGUAACCCGAGGUACCACAAUAAUAAUAAUAAUAAUAAUAAUAAUAAAUUUUUAUUUAUAUCCCGCUCUCCCCAGCAGAAGCUGGGCUCAGAGCGGCUAACAACAGUAAAAUAAUACAACAUUCUAAAAUCAGUUCAUUAUAAAAUCAGUUCAAAUAAAUGUUAACUUUGUACAGUAGGCUGGUUUCUAAGCAGACGCCCCUGUUGGUCUAUCCAGACAAGCGAGAAACAUAGAUCAGAGUUCCAAGAGCAGUAGAAGCAUUGGAGGGGGGUGGAGUCUGGUGAGGGGCGUGGCCUGCAGAGAACUCCCAAGGGCCAGGCAGAGAGGAUUGGAGGGCCACAUCCCGCUGCCAAGUCAGAGGCUCUCUUAUUAAAUCAAGACAAUGGGUCUUCUCCUGUUCUCCUGGUUUUCUUGCCCCUUGGAAAAACAAACAAAAACCAGGAGUAACAAUAAGCCAUGCAUUUUGCCACAGGCCUAGCGAAGACAUGGUGAAGAUGGUCCUCAGCCGGCCGUGCCACCCGGACGACCAGUUCACCACCAGCAUCCUCCGGCACUGGUGCAUCAAGCACGACGACCUCUUGGCUGAGCACAUCAAGUCCCUCCUGAUCAAGAACAACAGCCUUCCCCGAAAACGCCAAAGGUAAACAUGGGCCGGGAAGGGAGGAGGAGGUCGCUUCAGCCCAGCGGGGAGCGGAAGGUAGAUUGGGAUCUACUUCCUGGUCGAUCUCCGGGUGAUUUUGCAGUAGGUCAGCCAGGGUUUUCCGACAGCAAGAACAAGGCUGUUCCCUCCACCUGGCUCAGGAGAGAGGGGUACUUCGACCCUCCAGGAGUUGCUGCUAACUGCAGCUUCUGUUGGCGUCAUUAAACGGUGGAACUCACCGCCACAAGAUGCAGCGACAGGCGCCAACCUUGUCGUAAACUUUAUUGCACCAUCCGAAAACAUCAGCAAUAGCAGGCUGCCAACCUAGAUGGCUUUGAAAGCAGAUUGGACUAUCCUGAAAUUGUAUAUUAUAGCCUAUGUCUUGUGCCCAUUUAAUCAUUACCGAUUUUACUUGUUCAUCUUUGGUUUCCCACUCCAAAAGAACGUUAUAUGCUUUUUUAAAAUAAUUUUGUAUUUUCUUCUAUCACUUCCUUUUGGAAUCUGGAAACCCAAUAUAAGAAGCCUUUUUUAUUAUCCUCCUUAAUGAUAUCCUUUAAUUGUCUAGGAUGUAGCCAGCUUUGAAGAUGUUCUUUCAAAUUUAACUUUCCCUUUCGUUCAACCAGCAGCUCUCUAUAUGUUGGCCACUCUCCUCCCGCCCCCCCGCCCCCCAAUAUUUGAAGUGAUAGUGCUUCAGUAGGUGAUAGCCACAGGGUGUUUUUGGUUCUAGUAAAUCUUUAUAUUUCUCUCAUACUUUGAACAGUGACCUUCUUAUUAAAUGGUUGUGGAAUCCUUUAUGUACUUUUGCUUUUCCAUACCAGAAGUAGGCAUGCCAUCUAAACCUUGGAGGAGGAGGAGGAGGAGGAGGAGGAGGAGGCCAGCAGUGGCUACUAGCCACGAUGGCUAUGCUCUUGUCCCGCAGUCGGAGACAGAUAUUCCAGCUGCUGGAAGCCACAGGAGGGGAGAAUUGCCCUAAUACUCAAGGGUUCUGCUUCAGGGCUUCCCACUGUGAGAACAGGAGUCUGGACUGGAUGGGCCAUUGGCCCUGAUCCUGCAAGGCUCUUCUUGUGUUAGUGCCAGCAAACAUGGGCAACCUCUGUUCAAGCUCUUGCUCUGCCUGCCUGCCUGUGUGGGGUAUUUGGCUGCGGGCCUGCUGCAGCUGCAGGCAGAGGCCAUCUGCUCAAUGACAACUUGCACCUAGAAAGACAGUGUGCCAGGGAAAAGGCACACAUGUUUGAGGUGCUAGCUUUCUGCAUGCAAGGAGUUUAAAACAAAACAGGAGGGAUGUUCAAAAAGCAUCUCUCUCCCCCCGCACUAUCCAAAGGGAUUUUGCUGCAUGUCGGAACUACAUAUAAUUUUAUCCUCCAUACAGCACACGGGUAGAGGUUUGGUUGCAAUACAUAUUUGCCUGUUUCUUGUGUUGCCCUUCUUUCCGAGGAUAAUAACAAAGGACUGUCCUGUUUUAUCUUCACAAUGGGCCUGCGAAGUGAGUUAGCCUGAGAGAGGGCAGCUGAACCAAGAAUCCCCAGCGAACGUUUGUUGUUGAGUAGAUCAAGAAAAGUAUAUCAGGCCUAAUCUCCUGGUGCGCUCUCUUGUCACUGUCAUAAGGACUAGAAACUUGCCCUGUUUAUCUUUUUUAAAAAACACUGAAAGCUGUAAACCUCAAUCUGCAUAUGCAAAGAGAUCAUAUGGGCCGUGAGUGAGGCACCUAAAGGCGACCACCAUCUUCCUCCAUUGCCACCCCUUCCCAAAGGACAAAAAUCACACCACCUAUCGUGUUUCUCUUUUCAUCAUCUUAUCCCGAGAGAGCAGAGAGCGGCUCGCUUUGCUUCUCCUAAUUGGACCCACUUCCUUGAGCCGCCUUCACAUCUGCAUUGCAAACCCAGGGCAAUUUAUCUGGGAGAUUUCCCCGCGGGGGGCAGCCCAGCUGUGACUGACAGGUCCUGUGCCAGGAACCCAAGCCCAAUUAGAGCCAAGUGGAAGUUUUUGCAGGGUGGGGAGGUUUGGAAGGAUGCAGAGAGGAGGGCUCCGGCCUCUCUGUGCUACCUGGAGUCGAUUUCACCGGUCUUGUGGAGGGGGCAAGGCAGAUCUGCUGCUCUCUGCUUGGAUCAAGGGCGGGAGGGGUCGUGUCCCCCCCCCCUCUGGGAACCUAGAGCUAUCCCUCACCUCCACCAUCUCCCUCUGCCUCAUAGGAGCAACAAUUUGGAUCUCGUGUCUGCACUCCCAUGCAAUGUCUGGAAAAGGAGGGUCUCCUUCUUUUUGCUCGUACAAAGGAGGACUCUGAUCUUGCUCUGCCUGCUCAGAGCCUGGCUACAGGUUGCGUCCCUAUGACAGAUGCCAAGGGAGGCUGCAGUGGGGCAGUGCUUCGAGUGCAGACUAGGAUCUGGGAGAGGCCAGGGUUUGAAUCCCUGCUCAGCCAUGAAUUUCAGUGUUUGUGAGCCUGGGGUCAGUCGCCGCCUCUCAGCCUAGCCCUGCUGCAUGGGGUUGUGAGGAUAAGAAGAGUGGGAGGAGAACCGCAGGUGCAGCCUUGAGCUAGUAGCUGCCCUUGAUCGCUGCCCCCACCAAGUCCUCUUUCAAAGCCACCCCAGCUGGUUGCUCCUUUCCCAUAGGAGCGAGUUCUGCAGUUUGCACACCCCGUGAAGAAGUCUUUUCACCUGAGCCUUCCACGUCCAGCUUCAUCAGAUUCUCUCUCCUAGUGUUGUGUUGUUGUUUAGUCGUUUAGUCGUGUCCGACUCUUUGUGACCCCAUGGACCAGAGCAUGCCAGGCACUCCUGUCUUCCACUGCCUCCCACAGUUUGGUCAAACUCAUGCUGGUAGCUUCAAGAACACUGUCCAACCAUCUCGUCCUCUGUCGUUCCCUUCUCCUUGUGCCCUCCAUCUUUCCCAACAUCAGAGUCUUUUCCAGGGAGUCUUCUCUUCUCAUGAGGAGGCCAAAGUAUUGGAGCCUCAGCUUCACGAUCUGUCCUUCCAGUGAGCACUCAGGGCUGAUUUCCUUCAGAAUGGAUAGUUUGUUUGUUUGUUUUUUAUAAGAUAUUUAUUGAAGUUUUCAAGAUAUUACAACACACACACACACACACACACACACACACACACACAAAAAGAAAAUACAAAGUAAAAAUAUUUAAAAACAAAUCAUUCCUUCCAUUACUUAACCUUCAUUUGCUUAGUUCCCGGACCUCCUCACACCUCCCUUUUUUGUAUUCCAGUUCAAUUAUUUCGUUCAGCAAAUCCCUCCCCUCUUUAUGUUUCCUAAUCAUUAAUCAUAAAGUAUUGUAAUUUUAGAUUUUUACAUAUUAAUAAUCCAUUUUUUCAUAUUCCUUGUAACCUUUCAGCUAAAGUUCACUUAGUUUCUAUCCAACAUCAUUCUAGCAUUCAUUAAUUUUACAAUAUUUCUGUAGAUAGUCUUUAAACUUUUCCAAUCUUCCUCCAUCGACUCUUCUCCCUGGUCUCGGAUUCUGCCAGUCAUUUCCGCCAAUUCCAUAUAGUCCAGCACCUUCAUCUGCCAUUCUUCCAAGGUGGGUAGAUCUUGUGUCUUCCAAUACUUUGCAAUGAGUAUUCUUGCUGCUGUUGUGCAGAAUGGAUAGUUUGACCUUCUUGCAGUCCAUGGGACUCUCAAGUGUCUCCUCCAGCAGCAUAACUCAAAAUAAUCAAUUCUUCGGCGAUCAGCCUUCUUUAUGGUCCAGCUCUUACUUCCAUACAUCACUACUGGGAAAACCAUACCUUUAACUAUACGGACCUUAGUGUUAGGAGGGAGGAAAACCUUUUCCUCCGCAGCUCAGAGCUAGAGCAUCGCCUUUGCGUGGUCCCAGGCAGCUUCCUGGGUUCAUGGCAAGACAUUUCCCAAAGCAGGGGACACACACACACACACACACACACACACACACAGCAUGCAGCCAUUCAUUCAGAGAACAAGGAGAUCCUUCUAACAUUUACAGACCAAGGACGACAUCUAGUGGAGUUCCUUCUCCAGCGUCCGAGCAUCAACGCUAAGCAACUCGAACGGAGAUUAUUUUAAAAACAGACGGCGCCCCUUCCCCCAAACAUAAGAAGCCAAAAUAAGCAAGUGGGAAAUCCACAGACAAGUUGGAAAGCAGAUACUCAGAGGACGGCGGCUACUGUUCCUGCCCAGUUUUUCCCCCAGCUCCUAAGAACUGAAUUGGAGGGACGCAGGUGGUGCUGUCGGUUAAACCACAGAGCCUAGGGCUUGCUGAUCAGAAGGUCGGCGGUUCAAAUCCCCGCGACGGGGUGAGCUCCCGUUGCUCGUUCCCUGCUCCUGCCAACCUAGCAGUUUGAAAGCACGUCAAAGUGCAAGUAGAUAAAUAGGUACCGCUCCGGCGGGAAGGUAAACGGCGUUUCUGUGCGCUGCUCUGGUUCGCCAGAAGCGGCUUAGUCAUGCUGGCCACAGGACCCGGAAGCUGUACGCCGGCUCCCUCAGCCAAUAAAGCGAGAUGAGCACCGCAACCCCAGAGUCGGCCGCAACUGGACCUAAUGGUCAGGGGUCCCUUUACCUUUAAGAAUCGAAAGUGAGCAGCGCUGCUGCUGCUGGUGCUGUUCUCAGGCCCCGCUCGCGUGCUUCCACUGCAGCCCCUGGGUGUCUGCUGUGGGAACAGGCAGCUGGACUAGAUGGGCCAUCAAAGUGCUUCUCAUGUUCUUAACUCAUGCCUUCAUGAGGGCUAGAUACUUGGUGCGUUCAUUGUAAGUUGUAGGAGGGGGAAGCAAGCAGGCGCUCCCAGGGUUCUGAGUCUUUUGCCGUUGCGUUCCAUGCGAAGUGUUAGAAGCCCAUUUCUAAUGACCCUGCCUGCGUUCUCUCUCUUUUCCCCCUUCCUUUCUCUGGCUCUUUGCUUCCAGCUUGCGCAGUUCCAGCAGCAAACUCGCCCAGCUCACCUUGGAACAGAUCCUGGAGCACCUAGACAACCUGCGCCUGAACCUCACCAACACCAAACAGAACUGUAAGUGCAUCUUUAAAGACUCCCCCACAGAGAGCUGAUGCCGGUUGAUGUAGACCAGGCAUAGGCAAAGCCCCCAUCUGUGCCAUUCAUCCUGCGGUCCUCUUGGAUAUGCAUGUUGCAAGGAUGUGAAGCCGCCGUGUUUUCUUAAAAUUUCAUUUCACUGACUUCCUGGUGUUUUUUUCCUUCCGAUUCCCCGGCAGUUUUCAGCCAAACCCCCAUCCUGCAGGCCCUCCAGCACGUCCAGGCCAGCUGCGACGAAGCCCACAAGAUGAAGUGAGUGCCCGUCUCUUGUGUUUGCGUUUGUUGGAGGGAUGGGCGAAGGCUUUCCUUGGUACUGUAUGGGGCUCAGAAAAAAGAGGGUGCCCUCCUUUCCAAAGGAGAGCAAGUGAGCAGGAGAGAAAUGGAGAAGAAAGUCUGGCCAUGCAGACUGAGACGAGUAGAGGUUUGCUUGUAGGGCCGGAAGGGAAGGGUGUAGAACUUGCUUCUCUCCCCCAAAGCAGGGGCAGCAUGUGGGGUGGCAUCGUUCCACAAUCCCUGAGCCCUGCUGCUGCUGCUGUUUCACUCUCCAAUCGAGCAAACCAGAAAAAGGAACAAGUAAUCUUUCACUUAUGGAGACACGGGUGGCGCUGUGGUCUAAAGCACAGAGCCUAGGGCUUGCCGAUCAGAAGGUCGGCGGUUCGAAUCCCCGCGACGGGGUGAGCUCCCGUUGCUUGGUCGCAGCUCCUGCCAACCUAGCAGUUCAAAAGCACGUCAAAGUGCAAGUAGAUAAAUAGGUACCGCUCCGGCGGGAAGGUAAACGGUGUUUCCAUGUGCUGCUCUGGUUCGCCAGAAGCAGCUUAGUCAUGCUGGCCACAUGACCAGGAAGCUGUACGCCGGCUCCCUCGGCCAAUAAAGUGAGAUAAGCACCGCAACCCCAGAGUCGUCCGCGACUGGACCUAAUGAUCAGGGGUCCCUUUACCUUAAUCUUUCACUUAUGUGUUUUUAUUUUGUAAAAUCUAUUCACCACUUCUUUGUUUUUUAAAAAAACCCAACAACCUCAAAGCAGUUUCCCAAAAGAACGACAAAACAAAAUUAAUAGCAAAAGCAAAAAUUUAAGAUGUUCAAAGAAAUACUAAUUAAAACCAACGAUAGGCUUAAAAACCAGAUUAAAACACGGGUCAACGUUCUGCCCGUCGGGACAGACUUGCCUGUACAAAAAAUAUGUUUUUAGCAAGCGCAGAAAAGAGCCCAGCCAAAGAAGGUGCCAGCCUGAGGUCGAUCUGCAGGGAGUUCCGAAGUGUAGGUGCCGCCUCGCUAAAGGAUUGAUGGCUUACCAAUGUGGAAUGAGUAUUAUGUGGCACCUAGGAUGGUGCCAGUUCUGUAGUCAAGUUGGCUUAAAGACUGCCUUGCUCGUAAAUAGGCCCCCAAAUGGUUAAGCAAACACAGUGGUACCUCUGGUUGCGAACGGAGCUCCGUUUGCAACCUGAGCAGAACACAACCUGCAUCUGCGCAGGUUGCAAUUUGCUGCUUUUGCGCAUGCGUGUGACGUCAUUUUGAGCGUCUGUGCAUAUGCGAGUGGCGAAACCCGGAAAUAACCCAUUCCGUUACUUCUGGGUUGCCGCAGGACGCAACCUGAAAAGAUUUAACCUAAAGCAAAUGUAACAAGAGGUAUGACUGUAUAAGGUAAAAGGUAAAGGGACCCCUGACCAUUAGGUCCAGUCGUGACUGACUCUGGGAUUGUGGAGCUCAUCUCGCUUUAUUGGCCGAGGGAGCCGGCAUACAGCUUCCGGGUCAUGUGGCCAGCAUGACUAAGCCGCUUCUGGUGAACCAAAGCAGCGCAUGGAAAUGCUGUUUACCCUCCCACCGGAGGGGUACCUAUUUAUCUACUUGCACUUUGACGUGCUUUUUAACUGCUAGGUUGGCAGGAGCAGGGGCCGAGCAACGGAAGCUCACCCCGUCGUGGGGAUUCGAACUGCCGACCUUCUGAUCGGCAAGUCAUAGGCUCUGUGGUUUAACCCACAGCGCCACCCGUGUCCCUCUGUAUACUGUAUAUGUAUAUGACUGUAUAUGAACAGCAAAUUGACAACCGGUGCGGAUCUCUGAGCUGAGGUGCUGAAGGCCUCGCAUCCUCCUGCAGCGUUGUCGCCGCAGCUUCCAGGUCGAGCUCAAGGGAGACCCCGGCAUUCCCUGACCUGCCGCCACCCGCAAACCUCUUGGGUGCAGAGCUUCUUGUACAGUCCGUGGACCCACCCUGUGCCAUCUCCCCUCCCCAGGUUCAGCGACCUCUUCUCCCUGGCCGAAGAGUACGAGGACUCCUCCAGCAAGCCUCCAAAGAGCCGCCGGAAAGCCACCGUCUCCAGCCCCCGCAGCCGGAAGAACGCGGCGCAGCCCGCCAACAACGAGGAAGAGUCUGCCUCCAGCAGCGCCUCGGUGAGCAGAGCCUUUGCGGCGGGGGCAGGGUUACGUGGGUACACGGGAUGCUUUGGUGCCGCGCGGUGCCCCGAUGCGGCGAUGUAUAAAUCGUGGUGCGCAAAUGCUUUUCAUAAAUAAACAUAGCAGCAGCGGGGAACCUCCGGCCCAGGGUUCCCAAAUGUGGCCCCCAACCUCUCUGUUCCGGCCCUUGGGGCUUUCCCGUCGCCAUCCCCGAGCGCUCUUGCCCGGCUGGAAUGUGCCCUUGGCCUGUGAUCAUGCCAGUUAUUGCAUGGAGAAAGCAGGCUCUGGGUACAGAAGCCCCUUGACUUUUUCGUGGCUGGAAUGCAGAACCAGGAUAAUUGUAUUAAAGCAGUGGAAAGGCUGUUUGCCUCCGAGGGAAUGUGAGACUCGGGCUGAAAAGAGUUUCCUUCUCCCACCCCCUUGAAACAAAGCUUUCUUUCUUUCUUUCUUUCUUUCUUUCUUUCUUUCUUUCUUUCUCUCUCUCUCUCUCUCUCUCUCUCUCUCUCAUAUUUAUUGAUUUUCACAGGUUUUACAAAUUUACUUACAUUUCAAUCUCUGUUCUCUCUCAAAUUUGGGCUACCCACCCUUAUUUUCAUAAUGUUUUUAUUCCUAUCUUGUACCUACUGCUUUCUAUGACAUACUUCAAUACAAUUACCCACUAUCUCACUUAUCCUUGUUUUCGUCCCCCUGCUCAUAAUUCAAACCUUGGUCGCGUUUUCAUUUGACUCAUAACAGUUCUUCAAAUAUUCUGAAAAGGGUCUCCACUCUUCCACGAACAGUUCGCCUCUUUUAUCUCUCGUUUUUGCUGUCCAUUUCACCAUUUCUGCAUAGACCGUUAACUUUUGAAGCCGUUCCUCCUUGACUGGUACUGCUCCUCCUUUCCAUUUCUGCGCUUAGAGGAUUCUGGCUGUUGUUGCAUCUAUAAAUAUUUUAACCAUCUUUUUCGGGACCUUCACCCCUAUUAUCCUGAAGAGAAAAGCUUCAGGACUUUCAGGAAUAACCAAUUUGAACAUUCAUAAUGAAUCAUUCCCCCAGAGCCUUUAGCUUUCUUACAUGUCCACCAUAUUUGGGGGAAAGAGAAAAAAACAGACCCUUUGGUAGGUAGGUAGGUAGGUAGGUAGAUAGAUAGAUAAUUUAUUACGGUCGGAGACCAGCUUAUAAAACACACUUGGGGGUACAAUCCCAGAAGGAAAGCAAACAUUUAAAACAAUGUACAACAAUAAAUUUAAAAUUUAAAAAUGCGAUAUGUUUACGCUUCCAACAAUUACUUGACACAUCCUUGUACACUUUAAACAGAUCGUUUGGUGUUUAAGAUUCCACUUACAUAUCAUUGAAACAAAGCUUUCUUUGCUCUUAGGAGGAGGAAGACACAAAACCCAAACCCACCAAGCGGAAGAGGAAAGGCUCCUCAGCGGUUGGAUCGGACAGUGACUGAGGGGGGCGGGCAAGACCGCCUUGUCGCUAGCAGCUCCCAGGGUGACCGCAGGCAGCGGCAGAGAGCGGAUCUGGAGCGGCCGGCCGGAGUCACCAUCGGCAGCGAGGACAAUGCUCUCUAAAGAGGGGCGCCGGCGGGACUUGGGACGCAUGGGCGCCCCCUCCCCCCCCACCUUGGCACCGUUACAGCCUCUGCCCCGCUCCCUGUGCCUGCGAGACACUCUCUGCCCCCCCCGGCGUCGCCACCCAUCCUCGCCUGCCCGCCUUUUGCACGGUGGCCGCGGGCGGAGGGGACGACGCGGGUGGUUUUCCUCAGGCCUGUCCUAGGCAGUGCGGGGGGCCACCUCAUUCCGCGGGCAGCGGCGCCAGAGAGAGGGGCCCUCUCUUCUCUCCGAAAUGUAAAUAAAUGGUGUGAACCGGCGUUACUCCCGUCAGUGCUGCUUCCGGCGGGGAGAACCGGGAGUGGGGCUGGGCUUGGGGGGGCUGGAAAUGUGAGGAGGGGCAGGGGGGGUUAUUUCGGAGCCGGGCCAGGCUUUUCCUGGCAUCGUUCCCCCCCACACACAGUGCCAGAGGCCCCUCCUCCCCACCCAACCCCAAGCUUGUCGUGUGUGUGCCCUUCCACCUCCACAGAGAGAGAGAGAGAGAAAGGCCAUUUUCUCCACACAGAGAACAUUCCGGUUAACCACCCCAAAGCCUCAAACACUCCCCCCACCCCACUUCCUGGGAAGGUUGGGGGGGGGGCAAGGAGGCUUUCCUUUCUGCGGCCUCCCUGCCCUUCCACGUACGACAGCCGGAGAAGCCUCGCUGCCCCGUUCCUGCCUCAAAACGACAACUCCCCCCCAGCCAUACGAAGAAAUGACUGCUAGGCUGUCAGCAUGAAGGAAGGCCCCUCGCCCUGCCCCACAUCCUCCCAGCCAGCUUUUUGAGAAGCGGCCCCCCUCCUUCCUGAGAACCCCCUCUCACAGGGUUGGGGGGCGGGAAGGGGAGGCGGUGGUGGUGGUAGUGGUGGGAGCAACCGACUCAGCGACAGGCGAGCGAGACGAGAUGGUAGUUAUAUUUUUAAUUCCCCGCCUACCCACUGAGAGAUUAUCAUUUUUAAGUGGUUUUUAAAAGAGACAAUAAAAACUGUCAACAUGUUUUUUGUACAAGUU